This is a messenger RNA of Hippocampus comes (tiger tail seahorse), 85337 nucleotides long. Its product is annotated as titin-like. The record is from RefSeq and is a predicted model, not a curated record. NCBI's taxonomy places the organism in Eukaryota, Metazoa, Chordata, Actinopteri, Syngnathiformes, Syngnathidae. Gene Ontology annotation, biological process: protein phosphorylation; cardiac muscle tissue development; sarcomere organization. Gene Ontology annotation, cellular component: M band. Gene Ontology annotation, molecular function: structural constituent of muscle; protein binding; ATP binding.
AGGGUCAGCGUUCCGGGUUCGGACGCCGCCAACAAAACUACUCGCCGUCCGGGGCCGGUAGUUUUGUUUCGGGGGACUUUGGAUUCUUUGGAGGAGCUUCCGAGUGAAGGGAAUUCAACCGGGAGAAGGACGCGUCCCCCGCCCACCCCCCCACCUGUCCCCCCGUCCCCCCAUCAUCACCCCAGCCGGCGCCCUUGCGCUAACAAGGAGCCGAGCCAGCCGACAUGUCCGCGCAAGCGCCGACCUUCACGCAGCCGCUGCAGAGCGUCGUGGCACUAGCCACCAGCACCGCCGAACUCCUCGUGACAGCCGAGACGGCGCCACCCAACUUCCUUCAGAGACUUCAGAGCGCCUCGGUGCGGCAGGGCAGCCAGGUGCGCCUGAGCGUCCAGGUGACGGGCAUCCCGCCGCCCGACGUCAAGUUCUACCGCGAGGGGGCCGAGAUCCAGAGCUCGGCCGACUUCACCAUCGUCCGGGACGGGGACCGCUACGGCCUGCUGAUCGCCGAGGCCUUCCCGGAAGACUCGGGCACGUACUCGGUGACGGCCGCCAACGCCAGCGGCCGGGCCACGUCCACCGCCGAGCUGCUGGUCCAGGGCGAAGAAGCCGUCCCCGCCAAGAAAACCAAGACCGUCGUCGUUGCCGCCUCUCAGAUCGGAGUGCGUAAGAUUGAGAGCGGCUUCCAGAGCAGCGUGAUGGAGAUGCAGGCGGAAGGCGCCGUGAUCAGCCAGCACCUGGCUCGCAGGACUCCCCCGAGGGUGCCCCCGAAGCCCACGUCCAGAUCGCCGCCCGCCUACUUGAGCAAAGUGACCGGCGGACGCCAGCAGUCGCCGUCGCCCGUCCGCCACGUGAAAGGACCUGCGCCUGCGCCCGUCAGAUCCGUGUCGCCCUCCGCCCGACCGUCCGUCUCGCCCAUCAGACACGUCAAGUCGCCCGUCGUCACCCGGAAGCAGGUGUCGCUGUCGCCCGAGGUGCCGCCGCCCUGGAAGCGCGCCGACUACUCGGCCCAAGCGGGCUACGCCGUCGCCGGCGGGCUGCGGGUGGACCAACAUUGGGAGCAACAAGUCACCACCGUCGUCAGAGAGGCCGAGCAAGCGUCCCAGGCGGGUCGCAGCGUCGCCGUGGCGACGGUGGUGGCCGCCGUGGAUCAGGCCCGCGUCCGCCGGGGGCCGCCGGAUGCCGCCGAACAGGUGCAGACCGGCCAGCAAGUGCAAACGGUCGUCACGGAGGCGGCGGGUGCGGCCGAGACGCUCGUGCGGGACGCCGCCGCGGCGGUGGAGGUGAAGAAGCGGCUCACCGUAGAGAAGCAUUUCAAAACUGCGCCACCCGAACCCGUCGCCGCCGCCGCCGUUGCCGUCACCACGCACGUUGUCAGCACCCAAGUGGCCGUCGCGGCCGCCGAGACCACCGAGACCACCGAGACCACGCAGAUCGCCUUGACGGCCGCCUCCUCCCGCCGGGACGCCGGCGCGCCCUCGGCCCCGCUUCCGCAUUUCACCGUGGCCAAAGUCGCCGUCCCCAAAGCUGAGGUCACCCGCGAGGUGUCGAUGGCGGGCUCGGCCAUGGCCGCCCUGCACAAAGAGCUGUCGUCGCCCUCGGCGCCCAGAAAGGUCAUCAAGCCCGUCCAGUCGCCCAGUCCCGUCCGCCGGGCCGCGGCCGCGACCGCGGCGGAGGUCCGCGUGGCGCCCCCCUUCAAGGCGCCGGCGUAUCAGAGUCGGGUCGAGACGCGGGUGACGCGCCUCGAGGCCGAGGAGGAGUUUGAAGACUGGGAGCCGCAGGAGGCGGCGGCGGUGCCCCCCGGCGACCAGCAGGAGGCGGUGGUGCCGCCCACGCUGCUUGCCGGCCUGAAGGACGCGACGGUGACGGAAGGCGAGUCGGUGACGCUGGAGUGCCGCUUCGGCGGGCGGCCGGCCCCCGAGGUGGCGUGGUUCCGAGAGGACUACAGGAUGGAGAGCUCCGUCGACUUCCAGAUGGGCUACGAGGACGGCCGCGCGUGGCUGCUGAUCCGCGAGGCCUUCGCCGAGGACAGCGGCCGCUUCACGUGCGCCGCCGCCGGCCCGGCCGGCGCCGUCAGCACGUCCUGCAACCUGCUGGUCAAAGUUUCCGAGGAAGCCGAGAGCCGAGAGGAGACGACGGCCGUCGAGAGCGUUGCCGCGGAGGCGAGCGUCGGAGAGGCCGCCGCCCCCUUCUUCAUCCGCAAGCCGACGGUGCAGAAGCUGGUGGAGGGCGCCGCCGUGGCCUUCUGCUGCCGGGUGGGGGGCAGCCCCAGACCGCACGUCGUCUGGAAGAAGAACGGCGUUCUGCUCUCCACCGGAUACCGAUAUAAAGUCACCUACAAGAAAGAGACGGGCGAAAGCCAGCUGGAGAUCUCCAUGACGUUUGCCGACGACGCCGGCGAAUACUCCGUCUUCGCCAAGAAUUCUCACGGGGAAGCCUCGGCCUCCAUCAGCCUUCUGGAGGAAGAGGACUACCAAGCCUACGUGGCGCUGCACGAGGCGGCGUACAAAAGCCAAGUGACGACGACGACGGGUGCGACAGCAGAGGAGGAGGAGGAGGAGGAGGAGGCGACGACAACGACGACGAUGAUGACGACGGUCGAGGAGCUGUCCGCCCACGUGAGCGGCUACAAGAGAGGAGCACCCCCGAUGAGCUUCACCUCCGAAACGGAGUUCCUCAUUUCGGCCUUUGAAGAGCGGAUCAUCCAGGAGAUUGAGAUCCGCAUCCUGAGGAUCACUUACGCGGAACUGCUGCGGGAAGACGGCGAGCAGAUGGUGAGCGCGCCCGACGGCGAGGCCAUGGCGCCCACCUUUGACACGCUGGUGAAGAACUACCGCAUCGCGGAGGGAAUGGGCGUCACCUUCCACUGCAGGAUCGCCGGCGCGCCGCUGCCCAAGAUGGCCUGGUACAAAGACGGCGAGCGCAUCCGCGCCGGCGGGCGCUACCAGCUGGAGGUUCUUCAAGACGGGCGCGCCAUCCUGCGACUGCCCGCCGUUCUGCCCGAGGACGAGGGCGUGUACACGGCCUUCGGCAGCAACGUGAAGGGAAACGCCGUCAGCUCGGGGAAGCUCUACGUGGAGCCUUCCGGAAGCGCGUCGCCCCGGAGAUACACGCCGCAGCCGGCCAUGCAGAGGAUCCAGUCGGAAUCCCCGCGCUUGCCGAGCCGCUCGCCGAGCCGCUCCCCGGGCCGCCCCGCCAGCCGCUCUCCCAGCCGUUCUCCCGGACUUUCUCCCGCCCGAAGGCUGGACGACACGGACGAGGCUCAGCUGGAGAGACUCUACAAGCCCGUCUUUGUUAUGAAGCCCACCUCGCUCAAAUGCUCCGAGGGGCAAACCGCCAGAUUUGACCUGAAGGUGGUCGGCAGACCCAUGCCCGACACGUACUGGUUCCACAACGGACAACAAGUCGUCAAUGACUACACGCACAAGAUGGUGGUGAAGGAGGACGGCGUUCAGUCCAUGAUCAUCGUCCCCGCCGCGCCGCAGGACUCCGGAGAGUGGACGGUCGUGGCUCACAACCGGGCCGGCCGCACCACCAUCACGGUGACUCUGACAGUGGAAGCCCAAGAGAGCUCGACGCGUCCCCGUUUCGUGGAGAAGCUGAAGAACAUCACGGUCAAACGGGGAACUCUGGUGGAGUUGGCCGUGAAGGCCAUCGGAAACCCGGUGCCGGACAUCGUGUGGCUGAAGAACAGCGACAUCGUCACCCCGCACAAGCACCCGCAAAUCAAGAUCGAGGGCACCAAGGGAGAGGCCAAGUUUCAGAUCCCGUCGGCGUCGGGCUCGGACAGCGCCUGGUACACGGCCACGGCCAUCAACCGAGCCGGCCGGGACACCACCCGCUGCAGAGUCAACGUGGAAACGGACUUUGCCGCACCGCUAGCCGAGAGGAAGCUGAUCAUCACCAAAGGGACCUACAAGGCCAAAGAGAUCGCCGCCCCCGAGCUGGAGCCCCUGCACCUCCGCUACGGCCAGGAGCAGUGGGAGGAGGGAGACCUUUACGACAAAGAGAAGCAGCAGAAGCCGCAAUUCAAGAAGAAGCUGACGUCCGUCCGGAUGAAGAAGUUCGGCCCCGCUCACUUUGAGUGCAGGCUGACCCCCAUCGGCGACCCCACCAUGGCGGUGGAGUGGCUCCACGACGGCAAGCCCCUGACCGGUUACCCCGCGCCCAAGGUCAACUGGUACCUCAACGGACAGCUCAUCCGCAAGAGCAAGCGCUACCGACUGCGCUACGACGGCAUCUACUACCUGGAGAUCGUGGACGUCAAGUCCUACGACACGGGCGAGGUCCGACUGGUCGCCGAUAACCCUUUGGGAACGACGGAGUACGUCGUCAAGCUGGACGUCACGCAGAGGGAGGACUUCAGGUCCGUCCUGCGGCGGGCCCCGGAAGCCAAGGCGUCGGAGUCGCCGCACGACUCCGGCAGGGUCGGCUUCGGCGUCGCGAAGGUGGACCGACCUGCCGAGGGCGCGCCGGACAAAGAGGUGGUGAAACUCAGGAAGACGCAGAGGAUCGUUCACGAGAAAACCUCGGAGGAGUCCGAAGAGCUGAAGAGCAAGUUCAAGCGCAGGACGGAAGAAGGCUUCUACGAGUCCAUCUCUGCGGUGGAAUUCAAGGCUCACCGGAGGGAUGACUCCUACGAAGAUUUGUUGAGGAAGACCAAGGAUGAGUUGCUCCACCACCUUAAAGAGAAAGAGGAGGCGGAGAGGAAGAAGCUGGAGGAGCAGGGCAAGGUCACCAUCCCCACAAUCAAACCCGAGAGGCUCCAGUUAUCCCCCAGCAUGGAAGCCCCCAAGAUCCUCGAACGCAUCACCAGCAAGACGGUCAACCCCACGGACGAGGUUCGCUUUCGGCUGCGGGUGGUGGGCCGACCCGAGCCCGAGUGCCAGUGGUUCAAGAACGGCGUCGAGCUGGAGAAGUCGGACCGCGUCUACUGGUACUGGCCCGAAGACCAUUUGUGCGAGCUGGUCAUCCGAGACGUCACCCCGGAAGACUCGGCCAGCGUCAUGGUCAAAGCCGUCAACGUGGCCGGGGAGGCCUCCAGCCACGCCUUCCUGCUCGUGCAAGCUAAGGCCGCCGUGAGCUUCACCCAAAAUCUGGAGGACGCCGACGCCCAAGAGAAGGACACCAUGGUGACCUUCGAGUGUGAAACCAGCGAACCUUUCGUCAAAGUCAAAUGGCUGAAGAACAACGCGGAGAUCUUCUCCGGAGACAAGUACAGAAUGCACUCGGAUCGCAAGGUGCACUUCCUGUCCGUGCUGAUGAUCGAAGUGAGCGACGACGCCGAGUACGCGUGUGUCCUCGCGGACGACGACGGCAUCCGCACCGUGGCGAGACUUCACGUCCAAGGUGCCGCGCUGGAGCUGAUCAAAGCUCUGGAGAACAUCGAGGUUCCCGAGAGCUACGCUGGCGAGUUUGAGGUGGAGUUGUCUCGAGAGGACGCCAAGGGCGGCUGGUUCUUCGGCGACAGGGAGCUGUCUCCCGGCAACAAGCACGUUCUGUCCUCCCGGCGCGGAAGGCACACCCUGACCGUGAAGGACGUCAAGAAGGAGGACCAGGGCAAAUACACUUUUGUGUGCGGAGACUUGAAGACCAGCGCCUCACUGAGGAUGAAACUGCGUCCGGUGACCCUGCUGCAGCCUCUGUCCGAUCUGAGCGUCUGCGAGGGCGACAUCGCUCAGCUGGAGGUCAGGUUCUCCCAGGAGAACGUGGAGGGGACCUGGAUGAAGAACGGCCAGGCCGUCUCCGCCUCGGACCGCGUCCACCUGGUCGUGGACAAGGCCGUCCACAAGCUCCUGGUGGAGAACGCCGGGCCGGAAGACGCCGCCUCGUAUUCCUUUGAGGUUCCCGGCCACUUCAUCAGCACUUCCUGCAAACUCAGCGUUCAGACCAUUGAAAUCGUGGCGCCCCUGAAAGACGUGACUUCGGUGGAAGGCACCAAGGCGGUUCUGGAAGCCAAGAUCUCCGCUCAGAACGUGGCCUCGGUCAAGUGGUACCACGACGACAAGCCGCUGACGGCCGGCGAGCGCGUGCAGAUCGUGGCCAAAGGCGCCAAGCAGCGGCUCGUCUUCGGCAGAACCUUCGCCUCGGAUGAGGGGCGCUACAAGCUGCUGGUCGGGAAGGUGUCCACCGGCUGCCAUCUCACCGUGGAACCGAUCGAAAUCGUCAAACACAUGGAGGACAAAGUGUGCUCCGAGUCCCAAAAUGUCACCUUCCAAGUUGAAGUGUCCCACGCCGGUAUCGACCCGGUUUGGACCUUCAGGAGCCAGCAUCUUAAGCCUGGUCCCAAGUACAAGAUGGAGUCCAAGGACAAGACUCACUCUCUGACUGUCAUCGACACCAUGAAGGACGAGGAGGGAGAGUACGGCUUUCACGCCGGACAGAAGACGUCCGGCGCCACCCUCACCGUCUCCGGCGGCGCCAUCACACGACCUCUGACGGACGUGACGGUGGCCGAGUCGCAGACGGCAGAACUGGAGUGCCAGGUGGCCAACGCCGACGCCGAGGGCAAGUGGCUGAAGGACGGCAAGCCGCUGGACUUGGGCAAGAAUGUCAAGAGCGUGGCCGAGGGAGCCGUCCGUCGCCUCGUGGUCGCCGUCACUCGACCGCAGGACGCCGCCGAGUACACCUACCAAGUGGCCAACUCCAAAACCUCGGCCAACCUGCAGGUGGAAGCGGUGAAGAUCAAGAAGACUCUGCGCAACCAGACGGUGACGGAGAUGCAGGAGGCACUCUUCACGCUGGAGCUGACGCACAGCGACGUCAAAGGCGCCCGCUGGUUCCGCAACGGCGUGGAAGUGAGCGACGGCGACAAGUACGGCGUGAGCGCCCAAGGCGGCGUCCACGCGCUGCGCGUCCGGGCCUGCCGCGCGCAAGACGAGGACGUCUACUCCUUCAAACUGGGCAAGCUGACGGCCAGCGCUCGCCUCAACGUGGAGACCAUCAAGAUCGUGAAGAAGAUGAAGGACGUGACGUCGCUGGAGGGCGCCACGGCGUCCUUCGAGAUGAGCCUGUCUCACGACAACGUCCCCGUCCGCUGGAUGUUCAACGGCGCCGAGCUGACGCCCGGCGACUCCUGCAAGAUUCUGGUGGAGCGCAAAGCCCACAAGCUGGUUCUGCAGAACGUGGACAGCGCCAGCCAAGGGGAGUACACGGCCGUGGCGGGACACCUCCGGUGCGCCGCCAACCUCACCGUGCAAGCUCUGCGCGUGACCAAACCCCUGAAGAGCGUGACGGUGGCCGAGACGCAGGCGGCCACCUUCGAGUGCGAAGUGUCCCACUUCAACGUGCCGUCCACCUGGCUGAAGAACGGCGUGGAGAUCCAGAUGAGCGACAAGUUCCGCGUGGUGGUGCAGGGCAAGCUGCACCAGCUGAAGAUCGUGAACACCAGCAGGGCCGACGCGGCCGAGUACACCUUCGUGUGCGGCAACGACCGCGUGUCCGCCACGCUCACCGUCAGCCCCGUCCUGGUCACCUCCAUGCUGAAAGACCUGAACGCUCAGGAGCGGGACACCAUCACCUUCGAGGUCACCGUCAACUACGAGGGCAUCACCUACAAAUGGCUGAAGAACGGCGUGGAGAUCAAGUCGUCCGACAGGUGCCAGGUCCGAAGCCGGCAGCUGACCCACUCGCUGACCGUUCGCAACGUUCACUUCGGAGACGGCGGAGAGUACCAGUUUGUGGCCGGCUCUGCGGCCAGCGCCGCCAACCUUUUUGUCGAAGCUCGUGUCAUCGAGUUCACCAAGAAAAUCAAAGACAUCAAGAUCACGGAGAAGAAGAAGGCCGUGUUCGAAUGCGAGCUGUCGGAGCCCAACGUCCAGGUCGUGUGGAUGAAGGACGGCCUGGAGCUCGACACGUCCGAGGAGAGGUUCGUGGUGACGGCCGAGAAGUACGUCCACCGCCUCAUGAUCCAGACGGUGCGCAUGUCGGACGCCGGCGAGUUUUCGGUGGUGGCCGGCUCCAGCGUGUCCAAGGCCCGACUCGCCGUGGAAGGCCGCGACAUUCGCAUCUCGGAGCCCGCCGAGCGACACGUCACGGUUCUGGAGAAACACCGCGCCACUUUGGAGUUUGAGGUGAACGAGGACGACGUGGAAGGGCGCUGGCUGCGGAACGGCGUGGAGAUCCACUUGUCGGAGGAGGAGCGCUUCAGCUACGUGGCCAUCAGGAGGCUCCACCGCCUCACCAUCUCGGAAACUUUUCGGAGCGAUGCCGGCGAGUACGCCUUUGUCGCCGGGAAGAACACCAGCGCUGUCACCUUGAGAGUCAACAUCCCCGAAGCGCCUCAAAUCCUGCGCCACAUGGAGGCCCAAUCGGUGGAGGCGGGCAAGCCCGCUCGCUUCUCCGUGGCCGUGAGCGGCGUCCCUCAGCCUCGUGUCUUUUGGUACAAGGACUCUCAGGCGCUGUCGCCGGGCUUCAAGUGCAAGUUCUUGCGUGAUGCCCAAGAGCACACCCUGCUGCUCAUUGAGGUUUUUGCGGAGGACGCCGCCAUCUACAACUGCGAGGCCAAAAACGACUACGGCGUGGCCACCAGCACCGCCACGCUCACCGUGGAAGUGCCGGAGGUGGCUUCCCCAGAGCUGCCCGAGAUUGUUGCCCCGCCCGUCGUCAUCUCGCCCAUGGCCAGCACGUCCACCUUGGAGGGACAACCGGCUCGCUUCCAGUGCAGAAUUGGCGGAGACGAUGUCAAGGUCAGCUGGUUCCACAAGGACAAGGAGAUCAAGCAGUCGGAAUUCUUCAGGAUCUCUCAGUUUGAUGACAGCUGUCAGCUGGAGAUCGCCAAAGUUUACCCGGAGGACGAGGGCGAGUACGCCUGCGUGGCCGUCAACAGCGGCGGGACCGCAUCCUGCUCCGCCACCCUCACGUUGGACGUGACUCAAGAGCGAGAGGAGAUCGAGACCACCAUUAAGCAGGAGGUGAAAGUGCCACCCAUCUUUAAGCAGAGAAUCGCCCCUCUGGAGAUAAACGUCGGCAGCCGUGCCAUAUUUGAGUGCGAGAUCGAGGAGGCCCCCAGCGUGACCUUCAAGUGGUACAAGUCCGGUGUGGAGAUCAAGCAAAGCAAGAAGUACCGCAUCAUCACCCGGGACGAUGGAUCUUGCCUGGAAGUCUUGAACCCUGUCAAAGCCGACAGUGGAGAAUUCAGCUGCAAGGCCACCAACCAGCACGGCGUCGCCAGUUGCAGCGCCUCUCUGGCAGUCACUGAACCACCUGAGUUUGUGUUGAAACUCCCGGCCAGUAAGUGUGUGAAGCGGGGCGAGCCACUGCGCCUGGAGUGCAGGGUCACCGGUACCGGACCCAUCAAGGUGACCUGGUACAAGCAGGACACCAAGCUAACGGACAGCGGCAACUGUAGCACGUCGUUCGUGGACUCGGUGGCCACCCUGGAGCUGCGCAGCGCUGGCUUUGACGAUGACGGAGUGUACACGUGCGAAGCUCAUAGCGACGCCGGCAGUGUCAGCUCUAGCGCCACCGUGACUGUGCAAGACCCGCCAUCAUUUGUGAAACUACCGGAACCGGUAGAGGGGCUGAAGGGGAAGGAUGUGAGUCUCUACUGCGAGAUGAGCGGCACAGCCCCCUUCCAGACUGCCUGGUUCAAGGAGGGCAAGCCCCUGAUGCAGAGCAGAAAGCACAAGAUGUUGAGCGCGGGCAACUCGGCCACGCUGCACAUCAUUGGGCUUGAACCCGCCGACGCCGGCCGCUAUGAGUGCAAGGCAUCAAACCCCGUCGGCAGCGACACCUGCCAGGCGUCAGUUAAACUCAGAGAGCCUCCGUCCUUCACGGAGAAACUGUCCAAUGCGACGGUGGUUCUGGGACAGGAGGUGAGUCUCUUGGCCACCGUCGCAGGCUCCGAACCCAUCGCCGUGUCCUGGGUUCUGGGCAAGGACCACAUACUUAGGGACGACGACAACAGAAAAAUCAGCUUUGAGAACCAGCGGGCGUCUCUCAAAGUCUUUUCGGCUGACUCAGCCACAGCCGGCCGGUACACCUGUCAGCUGCGCAAUGACGCCGGGAGUACCGAGUGUUUUGCAAACGUGACUGUUCUAGAACCCGCCAAGAUUGUGGAUAAGCCCGAAAGAUUGAGCGUGACAGCUGGCGACGUUGCCGCCCUGGAAGUCAAAGUGUGCGGCACCCCAGAGCUGGUGCCCAAGUGGUUCAAGGAUGGCGUGGAACUGGCCUCUGGCAGGAAAUACUCAAUUUCUUUCUCCCGGAUGAUCUCCCGCCUGAACGUGCUGGCUGCGGAGAAACUGGAUUCUGGAGAAUACACAUUUCAGGUCAUGAACGAGGUCGGGAAGGACCUGAGCAAAAUCAGUCUGACUGUUUUAGACAAAAUUGUCCCGCCUUCCUUCACGAGAAAACUGAAGGACUGUAACACGGUGGUGGGCAAAGCCGGCGAGAUGGAGUGCAAGGUGUCGGGCUCGACCCCUUUCACCAUUUCCUGGUACCGCGAUGACGAGGAACUCCGCAGCGGGCCCGCCUGCGACAUCUCCUUCAGUGACAACAGCUGCACCCUCAGGCUACCAACCCUCAAGCUGUCCGACUCGGGACGCUACAGGUGUAAGGCCGUCAACGAGGCGGGAUCCAGUGAGACAAGCGCCACCUUGGACGUCAAAGAGCCGCCGUCUUUCGUGGUUGCGCCGGAGCCGGCCGAGGCCACGCCGGGCUCGGAUGUCGCCUUCUCGGCCAUCGUAAAGGGCAGCGCCCCCCUCAGGGUGAAGUGGUUCAGGGGGGCCGCGGAGCUGGAAGCCGGGCGGGACUGCGACUUCUCGCUGAAGGACAACCGGGUCCUCCUGCAGCUCUACCGGGUGGACAGGAGUCACGCCGGGGAGUACACGUGCCAGGUCGUCAAUGACGUGGGCCAAGAGAGCUGCCCCGUCAACCUCCUGCUCAAAGAGCCGGCUUUGUUCGUGCAAAAGCUGAAGGACGUGUCUGUGGAGAAAGGCAAACCUCUGAGGCUGGAGUGUACGUACUCGGGGACGCCCGAGAUCUCGGUGAGCUGGUUCAAGGACGAGCAGCCGGUGUUUGCGUCGUACAAAUACAACCUGAGCACGACGGAGAGCGCCUGCAUCCUGGAGUGCCUCAGCACAGAGGACAAGGAAGCCGCCGGAAAGUACGCCUGCCGCGUGGCCAACGAUGCCGGCAAGGAUGAAUGCCGGGCCGCCGUCACCAUUCUGGAGCCGCCGUACUUCCUGGAGCCCCUGGAGCCCAUGGAGGUGACGUCCGGCGACGCCGUCUGCCUCAAGUGUCACGUGGCGGGCACCCCCGAGGUCAAAGUGUCCUGGUUCAAGGGCGAUGGCAAGGUGCGCUCCAGUGACACCUGUAGGCUGGAGUACGGCAAAGGCGUGGCCUGCCUCAAACUCAGCAAGGCCACCAAGGCCGACGUGGGCGAGUACACCUGCAAGGCCGAGAACAAGAUCGGGACGGCCGCCUCCACGUGUCGCCUCAGCGUUCAAGAGGCCAAGACCCCGCCGAGCUUCCCGAAGAAGAUCGUGAGCCUCCAGCAGACGUUGGGCUCUACGGUCCGUUUCGAGUGUCGCGUGGCGGGCUCGUCCCCUCUGGACGUUUCCUGGCUGAAGGAUGGCGAGCCGGUGCGGGACGGCGAUGAAUUUUCGGCGCUCUACCACGACAACACAGCCGCGCUCACCAUUACCCGCAGUGAGAUGAGGCACGCCGGGGAAUACGCCUGCGUGGCCACCAACAGUGUCGGCUCAGCAUCGUGCAGAGCAAAGCUCACCCUGCUAGAACCGCGGUACCCGCCGGUCUUCGACAGGAAGUUGUCGGCGACGCAGGCGGUGACGGUGGGCGAAAGCGUGGAGCUGGAGUGUCACCUGACCGGCUCCGUCCCCAUGAAGGUGACCUGGUCCAAGGACCACAAGGACAUCCGCAGCGGCGGGAAUUACAGGAUCCGCACGGAGGAUAACACCGCCCAGCUCAGCAUCGUCAAGGCCGACAAAGGCGACACGGGAAGAUACUCCUGCCACGCCACCAACGAUGUCGGGAAGGACUCCUGCUCCUGUGAUGUCACAGUCAAAGAGCGAAAGAACCCUCCGAUAUUCACCAAGAAGCCAUCUGAGGAACUGGAGGACAUCGAGGGCCGCCUGGUCAAGAUGGAGGCCCGGGUGUCCGGGUCCCAGCCCAUGUCCGUCCUCUGGCUCAAGGACGGCGCCGACAUCUCGGCCUCCGACGAUUACGACUUUAGCUUUAAGAGCAACGUGGCCGUGCUUUGCAUCAAGAACAGCCAGCGCGAUCACAGCGGACGAUACAGCUGUCAAGCGACCAAUGAGGCGGGACAGGCAGAGUGCGGCGUUACCCUCAAAAUCUCUGAGGCGAAGUCUGCCCCGGUGUUUGACGUCCCUCUGAAGUCCACGGCCGUGACCGAGGGCGAGCGUCUGAGCCUGCGCUGCCACGUCCGCGGCUCGCCUCCUCUCCGGAUCCAGUGGAUGAAAGACCGAAAAGAGCUGACGCCGUCCGCCACGUCCGACGUCACCUUCUCGGACGGGACGGCCUGCCUGGAGAUCGCCGCGGCGACCCGUCGCGAUGCCGGCGACUACAUCUGCAAGGCCGCCAACGACGCCGGAAGCGAGCUGUGCCGCGCCAAAGUCACUGUCAAGGAAAAAGAAGCCGAGGUGACGGAUGCGUUUGCUGAGGUCUCUCCCACCAAGAAGCUGGACCAGCUUUUCUUCAUCCAGGAGCCCAAGGGCACGCACGUCACCGAGAAGGGCACCGCCACCUUCAUCGCCAAGGUGGGCGGCGAGCCCAUCCCCAGCAUCAAGUGGAUGAAGGGCAAGUGGAGGCAGUUGACCCAGGGCGGCCGCAUCUCCAUCGAGCAGACGGCCCGGGAGUCCAAACUGGAGAUCCGCGAGGUGACCAAGUCGGACUCCGGCCAGUACCGCUGCGUGGCUUCCAACGCGCACGGCGAAAUCGAGUGCGCCGCAGACCUCCACGUCGAUGAGAAAAAGGCGGCCGCCCAGCUAGAAGGAGACCUGAGAGCCAAGCUCAAGAAGACCCCGUCCAAACAGAAGAGCCCCGAGGCGGAUGAGGACAUUGACAUUAUCGAGCUGCUGAGAAACGUGGACCCCAAAGAGUACGAGAAGUACGCCCGCAUGUACGGUAUUACCGACUACCGGGGUCUCCUCCAGGCCAUUGAGCAGCUCAAGCAGGAGAAGGGUGAAGAAACUGGAAGACAAGAAGUGGAACGUGCACCAAGAGAGGUGGACGAGGACAUGGCCAGGCUGGUGGCCGACCUGCAGAAGAGGAUGGAGCGGACAGAGCCCGUAACUGUGGUGAAGGACAUCUGUGACCAGUCCGUCCUAGUGGACGAGGAGGCUCUGUUUGAAUGUGAGGUGAAGAUCAACUACCCCGAAAUCAUGCUGUCCUGGUACAAGGGCACCCAGAAACUGGACACCGGCCUCAAGUACCACAUCAGCGUGAGUGGAGAGCGCCAUCUGCUGAAAGUUAAGGGUUGCCAAGUCGCGGACCAGGGCAACUACCGGGUGGUGUGUGGACCUCACAUCUCCAGUGCCAAGCUCACCGUUACCGAGGCUGUGGUGGAGACGCACCUUCAGGACACGUCGGGUAAGGAAGGCCAGUCAUGUACUUUGUCUUGUCAGUUGUCCAUCCCCAAUGCGGAAGCGCAGUGGUUUAAGAAUGGCCAGGAGUUAGACACCAAGCGGGGCAGGUUCAAGACUGAGGUCAAACACAAGCUUCAGAAGCUUCAUAUCAAGGACUUGAAGCCCGAAGACCAGGGCCGCUACACCUGCAGGUACCUGCACCUGCAGUCCUCUGCGGACCUCUGGGUGGAAGCUGAGCAAAUUCAUUUCACCAAGCGCAUCCACAACGUGGAGGUGAACGAGCGUCAGGCGGCCACCUUCGAGUGCGAGGUGUCCUUCGACAAUGCGGUGGUGUCCUGGUACAAGGACACCUGGGAGCUGAGAGAAAGCCCCAAGUACAACUUCCGCAGCGAAGGCCGAAGACAUUUCAUGGUCAUCCAAAACGUGAGCGUGGAGGAUGAAGGCGUGUACUCCGUGAUUGUGAGGUUGGAACCCCGGGGCGAAGCAAAGAGCAGCGCUGAGCUCUAUUUGUCUGGCAAAGAGAUCCAAUUAGCCAUGGUUCCCUUUGAUGUACAAGACGUUCCUGUGGAGAGGCCCGAAGCGCCUUCGUCGGUGGACGUUCAAGAAUCUGCUGAGUUUUAUCAUUAUGAGGAAGAAAUUGAGCCUGCAGUUACCGUCCAGGAAAUAUUGGAGAGCCAGGAAGUGGAAGUGAAAGAGGAAAUGCUUUCCAGAGUGGCCAAAGGCCAGGAGGAGCAGAGAGUGGAGCUAGCAGCAGAAAAGGAAGAAGCGGCCCCCCCGCAAGUGACCAAAGUGGCAGAGGAGGUUCGAAUGGAGAAGAAGAAGAAAGUCCUCACCCCGGUUAAAGAACCAGAAGAAGUCGCACAGCUGCCGCCACUGCAGGAGCCAACGAAAGACGAGCCCAAGUCGCCUGUACUGGCAGAACCUAAAAAGCUUCCACCUGAAGUCAAGACGGUGGUGAAGCCCGAUCCCGAGCUGGAGCUCAAAGUCAAGCCAGUGGCAAAGCCUGAGCCGGAGCCCAUCGUCAAGCCAGUGGUAACGCCUGAGCCUGAGGUUGAGCCAGAGAUUAAAGUCAAACCGGUGGCGAAGCCCAAACCGGAGCCUGAACCGGAGCCCAAAGUCAAGACGGUGGCGAAGCCCAAACCAGAACCCGAGCCAGAGCCCAAAGUCAAGCCGGUGGCGAAGCCCAAACCGGAGCCCGAGCCAAAGCCCAAAGUCAAGCCGGUGGCAGAGCCCAAACCGGAGCCCGAGCCAAAGCCCAAAGUCAAGCCGGUGGCAGAGCCCAAACCGGAGCCCGAGCCAAAGCCCAAAGUCAAGCCGGUGGCAGAGCCCAAACCGGAGCCCGAGCCAAAGCCCAAAGUCAAGCCGGUGGCAGAGCCCAAACCGGAGCCCGAGCCAAAGCCCAAAGUCAAGCCGGUGGCAGAGCCCAAACCGGAGCCCGAGCCAAAGCCCAAAGUCAAGCCGGUGGCAGAGCCCAAACCGGAGCCCGAGCCAAAGCCCAAAGUCAAGCCGGUGGCAGAGCCCAAACCGGAGCCCGAGCCAAAGCCCAAAGUCAAGCCGGUGGCAGAGCCCAAAGUCAAGCCCGUGGCGGAGUCCAAACCGGAGCCCGAGCCAACGCCCAAAGUCAAGCCGCUGGGGGAGCCCACACCGGAGCCCGAGCCAGAGCCCAAAGUCAAGCCGGUGGCAGAGCCCAAACCGGAGCCUGAGCCAACGCCCAAAGUCAAGCCGCUGGUGAAGCCCACACCGGAGCCCGAGCCAGAGCCCAAAGUCAAGCCACCCGAGCCAGAACCCAAAGUCAAGCCCAUGACAAAACCCGAGCCUGAGCCAGAGCCCAAAGUCAAGCCCGUGACAAAGCCCAAGCCAGAGCCCGAGCCAGAGCCCAAAGUCAAGCCGGCGGUGAAGCCAAAGCCGGAGCUCGAGCCUGAGCCAAAAGUCAAGCGGGUAGCAAAGCCCGAGCCAGAGCCCAAAGUCAAGCCCGUGGCUAAGCCCGAGCCAAAGCCUGAACCAGAACCUGCACUGCCUAAAGUUCCUGUUGUGGCAGAGAAGAUAGAAGAACCAAAAACAGCAAAGAAAGCCGAACCUGUUCUGCUUCCUCCCAAAGAAGAGCCAGCCGAGCCAAAAAGAGGUUUGGAAACUCAGCAAUUUGUCAAGGCGCCACCUUCGGAGGGUGAACCAGAGAAGAAAGUAUCUCCUCCAGAAAAAGAGAGGCCAGUCAGGCUUGAGCAGCGUCAGGAAGUGCAUCACGUGAUGGAGACGGAGCCUUUCACCGAGGAAGCUUCGUCUUAUGAGGCCGAGCGAGAAGACAGAGCCCAAGUUUCGUAUGAGAAGGCCUUGUGCCCGGUGGGACAAGUGAAGGUUUCAUUGACUGAGACCCGCACGAAACGGUCUAAACCUCGAGAAGAGAUAUCUGCUCCUGACAGGAAGGAGACUGCUGUGAUUACUGAGAAAGAAGAAGAGCUUAAGAAAGAGCAGCGGACUACCAAAGAAGUUAGGGCUGAAAGCAAAGAUGAGGAACAGGUCGUGGCAGUCAGGAAAGAAGCCAAGGCGACGAUCCGGAAAGAAACCAAGGAAGCUAGUGUCAAACCCUCGAUGGUGAAACAGGAAAUAGUCGUCGAGGCGCCCCACCGAGACCGUGUUGACAUCGCUGCAUCUUCUGCACGAGACAAAGGAAGCCGCAGUCCAGAAGACCAGGUGGUAGAAUCAGACAAUGUUGUAGCUAAAGAUGAACAAUUAGCGGUGAGUCACCAGGUAGCUGAGAAAAAGCAAGAGAAUAUUCCACUGAUUGAAGCAAAAAUGAAAGCAGAAGCACCGGUCUCGGUGCCAGAUAUCCCGUCCCAGCAAAUGCGUCGUAAGGACAAAACCCCAAAGAAAGACUCAAGUCUUCGGACUGGAACAUUAAGAAAAAGCCAAGAGAAAGAAGACAAAGCUGCUGACCGAGAAGCUGACAAGUUUCCCGCCGUUGUGGAGAGACUGGAAAAAGAAGCUGAGAGAGCUCCGGUGGAGGAGUUGCGACCACCGGUCAAGCAACUGGCAGUCAAGCCGGCUCAACCCACAGAAGAACGGCAAGCACCUAUACCGGCGGAUGUCAAAAAGCCAGAUGAGGGUGAGCAGCUCCAAAAAAUCACGACCACGCCAGUGAUCAAGCCGCUUGUAAAGGCUGAAGAGCCGACCGCGAUGGUUGUGGAGGAAGAAAAACCUUUGAUAUUGACCCCUCAGACAGAUGAAACCAAGGGACCAGUUCAAGCACCAGCAGGAGUCAAGAAAGAACCAGCCCUGCUAAAAAAAGGUAAAGUUCCCCUGGAAGAGACAGGGACCUUUGAGCUUCCGACUCUGAGAAAAACCACGCCGGUCACGAGGGAAGAGGUGGAGCCAGAGCAGGAAAAGGUCUUUCUCAAGAAGGUCCCAUUGGUAUCACCUAAAGAGGUUGAGAAGGAGCAGAAACUUCGAGAGGCCACCCAGACCACGCAAGUUGACAUUGUCGAGCUGGUGCAUAAAGAACACGAAGUUGAGAUGAAGGUUACCACUGCGAGGUCCUUUGAGGAGAGAACACCGCGAGACAAAGCAGAGGUGGAGAAAAAGCAGGAAAUUCCAAGGCCGGAACCAGAACUAGGAAAAGAAGAAGAGAAGCCUAAAUGGCGCCAUCAAAAAGGAACUCCAAAAGACGAUAAACCGGAAGAAACCAUUUCAUGGAAGAAAACUCCCAAAGCUCCAAAGGAGGAGGAACCAGCCCCUCCUACUGUUGCCUUGAAAAAAGUGAAAAAACUGCCUUCCGAUGAACAAGAACAAGAAGUUGUCAAACUAAAACCCUUUGAGAAGCCAGUUAAAGCUACCGAAGAGCCAGAGAAGGCUAAAGACGACACACCAGACAGGGACACCGUAGCUUUCCAAAAGGGAACCAAGAUCCCCAGGGAGACUGAGGAAAAGGAACCUCCAAAGAUACCUCAGAAAACACCAGCCGAGGUCAGGGAGCCCCCAGCGAAGGUGCCAAAGCCAGUACCUACGGAAAAACCUGAGGAGCAAGAAGCUCCAGCACCAGUAAAGGCAAAGAAAACCCCUGCAGUACAGCCAGAGCCAGUGCCAGAGAAGGUCAGUCUCAAGCCUUUCGCUCGACCUUCAACUGAAGCUGUUGAACCUGAGAAGAAACCGUCAGCGAUUGAAGGGAAGGAACCAGCAGAAGAUCUGCACAAGGAACAUGUUAGCCCUGAGGACCAGCCUGAAGUGAAAGUACCGGCUGAUACACCCAAGAAACCCGAGACCCCCCAAGCAGAAGCGGAAAAACUGGAGAAACUGAAGAGGCUUGAGCCUGCAAAGAAGAUUCCCUCUCAAGUGCCAUCUACUUUGAAGAAAGCGGAUGAAGUUCUAGAGGAGCCAAAACCACUGCAGUUAAGGAAGGCAGUCACGCCCAAGGCCAAGGACCAAAAAGAGGUGCCUUUGACACCUCUAGAACAAUUCAAGAAAAUUCAGCUGAAAAAGACACCACCAAAAGUUGAGAAGACUAAAGAAGCCGAAAAAAUUCCUGCCGCCGCUAAACUCAAAAAGACUCCCAAAACAGUUUCCCCGACGGUCUCCCCAGAAGCAGCAGCCCCUCUCAAAAAAGUAUCCAAAACGCCCUCGCCGGAAGAUCAAGACGUCGCAAAGCCUCCAAAAGAAAAGAUUCCUCUAUUCAAGGAAAUUUCUCCCGGAGCGGUCGAGAUGACAAAAGUCGCUACCCAGCCCGAGGAAGAGGUCUUUGAGGAGGACUUCGGGUUGCCCGAGGAGGCAGAGACAGAAGAGGAAGAGGCCUGGGGCUGGGAACUGGUUCCUGAUGACGACUGGGAAGGUGAAGUGGAGGAGGGCGCCUUGGAGGUGCCGGGGGCGACCAGGAGAGAGGGACAACCGGCAGAGGAAGCAGUGAGAGGGAGAGGAAGAGGUCUCAAACCCAAGCUGACGCCAUCGCCUGGUGAGGGCAGGGGUCGUGGCCUCAGGCCUGCCGGAAGGGGCACUCCUCCACCCCCGGAAGAGCCUUUUGGAGGAUACAAACUCAAAGCCGUGCCCCUCAAGUUCAUCAAGAAGCUGGAGGACAUCAUGCUGCUUGAGGCCGAGUCCAUUGGUUCUUCGGCCGUGUUCGAGUGCCAGGUGUCACCGUCCACUGCUGUCACGUCGUGGAUGAAGGACGGCAGCAACCUGCGCGAGAGCCCCAAGCACAAAUUCACCUCUGACGGCAAAGAUCGCAAGAUGAUGGUGAAAGACGUGCAGCUGUCGGACACCGGGGAAUACACCUGUGUCGCCAAGAACGCUGGCAAGGAAAUCACCUGUACCGCCAAGCUCAUUGUUGAAGAGCUCCCUGUAAAAUGGACCAAGGAAUUGGUGCCGGAGAUGUCGGCCGUGAAGGGUCAGCCGCUCUACCUGUCCUGUGAGCUGAACAAGGAGAGAGAUGUCAUCUGGAAGAAGAACGGCGAGCUCCUGAAGAAACAGGAACAUAAGUUCCAGAUCAAUAUCAUCGGCCUGGUGCACGCCGUCACCAUCCAAAAUGCCAUUGAGGAGGACGCUGGGUGCUACUCGUGCGAAGUGGCCAACCAGAAUGAGUUGAAGACGUCGACGAAUGUUAAAGUGACCGAGGUCAUCAAAGAUUGGCUUGCAAGGCCUCUUAGGGACCAGCAUGUGAAACCGAAGGCGACUGCCACCUUUAGAGGCGAGCUGUUUAAGGACACGCCCAACUGGAAAUGGCUGAAAGGAGACAAGGAGCUGACUCCCUCCGACAAAGUGGAGAUCAACAAGGAUGGGAAGAACGUGACGUUGACCAUCAAGAACUGCCAGCCUGACGACGUGUCGGACUACUCCGUGGAGGUGGAGGGACGUGUCUACGCCGCCAAGCUGACUCUAGGAGAGCGUGAGGCGGAGAUCUUGAAGCCGCUGGUCAGUGUGGAGGUGUUCGAGAAGGAAGAUGCUGCCUUUGAGACUGAAAUUUCUGAGGAUGACAUUCCAGGGCAAUGGAAGCUCAAAGGGGAGCCUCUGAUGAGAUCCCCGACCUGCGAGAUCCAAAUGGAGCGUGGCGUGCGCCAACUCAAACUUAAAAAGUGUCAAGUGGAGCAGUCGGGUGAGGUGUCCUACCAGGCACUGAACGCUCAAACAAGCGCAAUGCUCACCGUGAAAGAAAUCCCAAUGGACUUUGUCGAACCACUGAAGGACGUUAGCGUGCCUGAAAAGAAACAGGCCAAAUUCGAGUGUGCCAUCACCAGAGAUGUCGCCAAGGCCAUGUGGUACAGGGGCAGCGACAUCAUCACGCCAGACGCCAAAUAUGACAUCAUCCAUGAUGGCAAGAAACACAUGCUGAUCAUCAACUGCUGCGAGUUUGACGACGAGGACGAAUACAGGAUUGAGGUUUUGGGCAAAGAGUCCAAGGCGCGACUCACAGUGGAGGGCAUCAGGCUCAAACUGAUUUCGCCGCUCAAGGACCAAACGGUGAAAGAGGGCAGCACAGUUCUCUUUGAGCUGGAGCUCUCUCAUGAAAACAUUCCAGUCACCUGGUACAGGAACGAUGUCAAAAUCCAUCCGAGCCGAACGGUGCUCAAGCGCGUGGAUGGAAAGCGUCACGUGCUGGAGAUCAAGGACGUGACUCUAGAUGAUACUUGCCAGGUCAAGGCUGAGGCCAAAGGAGUGUCCUCCAUGGCUAACUUGACCGUCAUAGAGGGAGACGCUUACUUCACGGUCAAGCUGCAGGACUACACAGCGGUGGAGAAGGACAAGGUAGCGCUAGAAUGUGAGCUCAACAAGGAUGUUAAGGUGGUUUGGUACCACAAUGAAGAGGAAGUGAAGGCUUCCAAGGUGGUCGCCAUCAAGGCAGAGGGCACCCGCAGAAUGUUGCUCAUCAGGAAAGUCGCCGACGUAGACAAGGGACAGUACGUGUGUGACUGUGGGACGGACAAGACCACGGCAAGCCUUCACGUUGAAGCCCGACACAUCAGAGUGGUGCGGCCGGUGUACGGCGUGGAGGUGUUUGAGGGCGAGACGGCCCGCUUUGAGGUGGAGCUGAGUGAGGACGAUGUGCACAGCCAGUGGACACUGAAUGGACAAGUCCUAAGUCCGUCUCCUGAUGUGGAGAUGGUGGAGGACGGAACUAAGCACACUCUGGUGCUGUACAACUGCAAGGUGCCUCAGACCGGCGAAGUUUCGUUCAGCGCCGCUGACGCCAAGUGCUCGGCCAAUCUGAAAGUGAAGGAGAUUCCCAUCUCUUUCAUCACGCCACUGGCUGACGUCCGCGUCUUUGAAAAGGACGAUGCAAAGUUUGAGCUGGAGGUGUCCAGAGAACCCAAAAGCUUCCGUUGGUUCAAAGGCUCUCAGACACUGUCGAGCGAUGACAAAUAUCAGCUACUGCAAGACGGAAACAAACACGCUCUUGUCGUCAAAUCUGCCAGAUAUGAAGAUGAAGCAAAGUACCUGUUCGAGGCCGAAGACCAGAGAACAUCAGGGAAGCUGAUCAUUGAAGGUAUCCGCCUCGAGUUUCUCAAACCGAUCAAGGACGUGACGGUGAAGGAGCGGGAGACGGCCGAAUUCAGCGUGGAACUCUCCCACGAAAACAUCCCGGUGCUUUGGUACAAAAACGGUGCACGCCUGCACCCCGGCAAGUUGGUGCACAUGUCAGAGGAGGGUAGAGUCCACACGCUGGCCUUCAAGGAGGUCUCUAUCGAUGAUACCUCCAUGAUCAAAGUGGAGGCCAUGGACAAGAUGUCCGAGGCCAUGCUCACCGUGCUGGAGGGCGACCUCUACUUCACGUCCAAGCUCCAAAACUACACCGCAAUCGAAAAGGAUGAGGUGGUGCUCACCUGUGAGCUGAGCAAAGCCAGCGGCGAGGUCCGCUGGUUCAAAGACGGGAACGAACUCUUUGCCUCCAAGAACAUUCUGAUGCAGUCCGACGGCAGGAAGCGCAUCCUCGUGAUCCGCAAGGCGGCCAAGGGCGACAUGGGAGCCUUCACGUGCGACUGCGGCACGGACAGAACCACAGCCCAGCUCAACAUCGAAGAGCGCGACAUCAAGGUGGUGCGACCGCUCUACAGCGUGGAAGUCACCGAGACCGAGACGGCCAAGUUUGAGACCGAGAUCUCCGAGGAGGACCUCCACGCCACCUGGAAGUUGAAGGGCGAGAUCCUUCAACCGACUGCCGAUGUGGAGAUCAAGGAGGAAGGCGUCAAGCACACUUUGAUCCUCUUCAACUGCCGCAAGGACAUGACGGGGGGCGUGGACUUUGCCGCUGCAAAUGCAAAAUCAUCCGCUCAGCUGCGCGUCAAAGCCCGCGUGGUUGACCUGAUGCGGCCGUUGAGCGACGUGGAGGUGACGGCCGGCGAGACGGCCACCUUCGAAUGCGAGCUUUCCUACGAGGACAUUCCCGUGGAGUGGUUCCUGGAGGGCGUCAAGCUGGAGCCCAGCGACCGGGUGGUACUGAAGUUGGAGGGCAAAGUCCAUAGCAUGACCCUAAGGGACGUUCAGCUGCAUGAAGCGGGACAAGUUCGACUCACCACCAAAGACUGCCGAAGCGACGCCAGACUCAUUGUCAAAGAGCCACCGGUGGAGUUCACCAAGCCGCUGGAGGACCAGACGGUGGAGGAGGAGGCCACCGCCACUCUGGAGUGUGAAGUCUCCCGGGACAAUGCCGAGGUGUGCUGGUUCAGAGAUGGGCAGGAGAUCCACAAGAGCAAAAAGUACGAGAUGCUUGUGGACGGACGCAAAAGGACGCUGCUCAUCCACCGAUGCGCCCUGGACGACUCCUGGACCUACUCCUGCGCUGCCAAAGAAUUCAAGACCUCCUGCUUCCUCAACGUCGAACCUCUGCAUGCGGAGUUUUCCAAGCCACUCCAUGACUUGGAGGUGCCAGAGAAGGAAUCUGCCAGGUUCGAGUGUGAAUUAUCCCGAGAGAAUGUGAAGGUCCGCUGGUUCAAGGACGGGUGUGAAAUCCGAAAAGGGAAGAAGUACGAAAUUUCUGCUCUGGGACGCCAACACGUCCUUGUUGUGCACAAGUCGGUGAUGGAUGAUGAAGCCGAGUAUGAGUGCGACGCCAAGACCUCCAAGACCUCCGGCAUGCUUACUGUUAUCGAGGAGGAGGCCAGGUUCACCAAGAACCUGUCCAACGUGGAGGGAACCGAGACCGACAGCGUCAAGCUCAUCUGCGAAGUCUCCAAACCCGAGGCCGACGUCAUCUGGUACAAGGGCGACGAGGAGUUGCCGGAGGGCGGCCGCUAUGAGCACAUUGUGGACGGCAGGAGGAGGAUCCUCCUCAUUCAGGACCUGAAGAUGCCAGACGCCGGAGAGUACAACUGCCGGCUCAGUCCCAGGGUCAGAACCUCAGGAAACCUCAGGGUCAACGAACUGGCGGCCGAGUUUCUCUCCAGGCCUCGCAGCAUUGAGGUGGUGGAGGGCGAAAAGGCCGAGUUCACCUGCACCGUGUCCAAGGAGACCUUUGAGGUUAAAUGGCAGAAGGACGCCAAGGAGCUGGAGGCCGGGGACAAGUACCAGAUGAUCAGUGAUGGCAAGAGAAGGACUUUGGUCAUCACGAACUGUGAGCUCAGCGACGAGUGCAAGUACCUGGUCGCGAUCGGAGCCACCAAAGCCAGCGCCCAUCUGACGGUACUUGAGAAGCUGAGGAUCAUCACGCCGCUAAAGGACACGGAGGCCGGAGAAGGUCAGGAAGUGGUCCUGAAUUGCGAGGUGAACAAUGAGGGCGCCAAGGCCAAGUGGCUGAAAGACGAGGAGACGGUUUUCGAAAGCAGCAAGUACGUGAUGGGCCAGCGAGAUAACAUCUUCUCGCUGAGGAUCCGAGACGCGCAGCAGGGCGACCGAGCCAACUACAGCGUCCACCUAAGCAAUCACAGAGGAGAACAGGCCAAGAGCUCCUGCGCACUUGUCGUCAAAGAGGAACGUUUGAGGAUUGUGGUCCCUCCGGAGGACGUGGACACGCAGGAGAAGAAGACGGUCAGCUUCUCUUGCAAGGUCAACCGCCACAACGUAACUCUGAAGUGGCUCAAGGCCGGCGAGGAGGUGAUUUUCAGCAAGCGCCUCGUCUACCGGGUGGACAAAGACAAGCACACGCUGACCAUCAAGGACUGCACGUUGGCGGACGAGGGCGAGUACACGGUGGUGGCCGGCGACGACAAGUCGACGGCCGAGCUGAUCAUCAGCGAGGCGCCCGCCGACUUUGCCAUGCACUUGAAGGACCAGACCGUCACCGAGUUCGAGGACGCCGAGUUCUCCUGCAAGCUGACCAAAGCCAAGGUCGAGGUCAAGUGGUACAGGGACGGACGCGAGAUCAGAGAAGGACCCAGAUACACGUUUGAAAAAGACGGAAACAUGUGCUACUUGCGCAUCAAAGAGUGUCGACCGGACGACGAGUGCGAGUACGCGUGCGGCAUCGAUGACAAACGGUCCAGAGCCAGGCUCUUUGUAGAAGAGACCCCGGUGGAGAUCGUCAGGCCGCCGCAGGACAUUUUGGAGCCGCCCGGCUCGGACGUGGUGUUUGAGGUGGAGCUCAACAAGGACAGAGUCCAAGUCAAGUGGUUGAGGAACAACAUGACCGUCGUGCAGGGAGACAAAUACCAGAUGAUGAGCGAAGGGAAAGUCCACCGGCUGCAGGUCUCCGAGAUCCGUCCUCGAGACCAGGGCGAGUACAGAGUGGUGGUCAAGGACAAAGACGCCAAGGCCAAGCUGGAGCUGGCGGCGGCGCCCCAGAUCAAGACCACUGACCAAAACUACGUCACCGACUCGGGGAAACCCCUGGUCAUGACGGUCCCCUUCAGCGCCUACCCUCAAGCCAAAGCCGACUGGCUGUACGACAACUUGAGUCUGCCCCAGGAUAGCGUCUACACUUCUCCCGACUGCACAGAGUACCGGAUGAAGGACCCCAGAAAGUCUGACGAGGGUCGCUACAAGGUCAUCGUAAAGAACAAACACGGAGAGGGCGAAGCCCGCGUCAACCUGGACGUCAUCGAUGUCCCGGGGCCUGUGAGGAACCUGCAGGUCGUGGACACCGCAGACGGAGAGGUCAGCUUGGCGUGGGAGGAACCAGAGAACGACGGCGGAAGCAAAGUCAUCGAGUACGUGGUGGACAGACGGGACGUGAAACGCAAGACCUGGACGCUGGCCACGCAGCACGCCGAGAGCCCAGAGUACACCGUGACCGGACUCCAGAAGGACUCCAUGUACCUCUUCAGAGUCUGCGCCCGAAACCGAGUUGGCAGCGGACCCCACGUGGAAACGGACGAACCCGUCCAGGCCAAGAACAAGUUUGAUGUUCCCGAUCCUCCCCGUAACGUGACGGCGGGGAAGGUCUCCAAGUUUGGUUGCACCGUGUCCUGGGAGCCGCCCGAGUCGGACGGCGGCUCGCCCAUCACCUCUUACGUCGUGGAGCUCCGUGACAGGACGUCGGUCAAGUGGUCGCCGGUCCAGGUGACCAAGGCCGACGAGCUGAGCGCCGUGGUCAAUGACGUCAUUGAGAAUAAGGAGUACAUCUUCAGAGUCAAGGCGGAGAACAAAGCCGGCGUCGGAAAGCCGAGCGCCGCAACCAAUCCCGUCACGAUCAUGGAUGCUAUCGAGCCUCCCAGCCCGCCUCAAAACCUGGCAUGGCAGAACCAGAACAAGAGCUCCGUGCAACUGAGCUGGGAGACUCCGCUGAGUAAUGGCGGGAGCGUGAUUACUGGAUACAUCCUGGAGCGCUGUGAGGACGGAAGCGAUAAGUGGCUCCGCUGCAACACUCGCCUCUGCCCUGACCUCUUCUAUAAAGUGUCUGGACUCCAAUAUGGAACGUAUUACAACUAUCGCGCAUUCGCCGAAAACGCUGCCGGAAUCUCAGACCCAUCCAAUGUCAUCGGACCCCUGCUGGCCGACGACCCGCACACCGGACCCACCAUGGACCUGAGUGGCUUCAAAGACGGCCUGGAGGUGAUUGUUCCGAACGCUCUCACCAUCAGAGUCCCCAUCACCGGAUAUCCCGUCCCCGUCGCCAAGUGGACGUUCGGGGAGAGGGAGCUGACCGGUGCCGACGAACGCGUCAGGGUCACCACCAAGUCCACGUUUGCGGAGCUUGUGGUGACUCCCAGCGUCCGUCCAGACAAAGGCACCUACGCCCUGCAGCUGGAGAACGACGUCUCGUCCGUCUCCGGGGAGAUCGAAGUCAAUGUCAUCGCCGCUCCGAGCGCACCGAAGGACUUCAAGGUUCCGGAAGUGACCCGUGAGCAUGUUCGCCUGAGCUGGGAGCCUCCAGAGCACGACGGAGGAAGUCCUCUGACGGGCUACCAGGUGGAGAAACGAGAGGUUUCCCGCAAGACCUGGGUCAAGGUGGCUUCGGGCAUCCAGGAUCUGGAGAUGACCGUCACAGACGUGAUUGAAGGCAAGGAGUAUCUCUUCAAGGUCACGGCCUGCAAUAAGUGCGGUCCCGGAGAGCCGGCCUACAUCGACGAGCCUGUCAACGUCUCCUCUCCCGCCACCGUCCCUGACCCACCGGAGAACCUGCGAUGGAGAGACAAGUCGGCCAGUGGGAUUUUCCUGACCUGGGAGCCCCCCAGGUACGACGGCGGCAGUAGCAUCCGCGGCUACAAUGUCGAGCGCUGCAAGAGAGGAAGCAAUCAGUGGGAGCCCUGCGGAGACCUGGUCCCCGAACUCAAGUGCCAAGUCACCGGUCUGACUGAGGGCGAGUGGUAUUCGUACCGAGUCCGAGCUCUGAACCGACUCGGAGCCAGUCGGCCCUGCAAGGCCACCGAUGAAAUCCAGGCUGUAGACCCCAAAGAGCCACCAGAGAUCCAUCUGGACGCCAAGCUGCUUGCCGGUCUGACCGCCAAAGCCGGCAGCAGAAUUGAACUCCCCGCCGAGGUGACAGGCAAACCUGAGCCCCGGGUCAAGUGGACCAAGGCCGACCUGGUCCUCCAACCAGACGACCGAGUCAAUAUCUACACUACGCCGGGACACUCCACCCUCACCGUCUCCAAGACCAAGCGGGACGACAGUUCGACUUACAUCGUCGAGGCCACCAACACCUGUGGCCGAGCCACCGCCACCGUUGACGUCAACAUUCUUGACAAACCCGGCCCCCCCGCGGCCUUUGACAUUUCCGAAAUUACCAAUGUGUCCUGCUUCCUGGCCUGGAACCCGCCGCGUGACGACGGCGGCUCCAGAGUCACCAACUACAUCGUUGAGCGCCGCGCUGCCGACAGUGAGAUUUGGCACCGGCUCUCGUCCACCGUCAAACAGACCACCUACAGGGCGGUCGACCUGGUCAAGUUCAAGGAGUACAUUUUCAGGGUCUUUGCCGAGAACCAGUUCGGUGUGGGCCCACCAGCCGAACAUGAGCCCAUUAUCGCCAGAUACCCCUUCGACACCCCCGGCCCCCCUUACAAGCUGGAACCUUCAGACAUCGCCAAAGACUCGCUGACUCUCAGCUGGUAUGAGCCCGAUGAGGACGGGGGAAGCCCGAUCACCGGCUACUGGGUGGAGCGGUACGAGCCCGACCACGACCGGUGGAUCCGAUGCAACAAGCUGCCCAUCAAGGACACAAACUACAGGAUCAAAGGUCUUCCCACAAGAAAAAAGUACAAGUUCAGAGUCCUGGCUGAAAAUCUGGCCGGAACUGGAAAACCAAGCAGGGAAACUGAACCGAUCCUUGUGAAAGAUCCGAUUGAUCCUCCGUGGCCUCCUGGCAAACCGACCGUGAAGGAUGUGGCCAAGAGCUCCUGCUUCCUGAUGUGGACCAAGCCGGAGCACGACGGGGGCGCCAAGAUCGACGGCUAUGUCAUCGAGAUGCUUAAGAGCGGCACCACCGAUUGGAUCCGCGUGGCCGAGGGCGUCGGCAAGACCGAGUACUUCCUGAAGGGACUGAUGGAGAAGCAGGAGUACUCGUUCAGGGUGCGAGCUGUCAACGUGGCCGGGGAGAGCGAGCCCAGCGAGCCCAGCGACCCGGUCCUCUGCAAGGAGAGACUCAACCCCCCUUCGGCCCCGCGCUGGCUGGAGGUCACCGGCAUUAGCAGGAACAGCGCCGAGUUGAAGUGGACCGUGCCCGAGCGCGACGGAGGCUCGCCCAUCACCAACUACGUGGUGGAGAAACGGGACGUCCGGCGUAAAGGCUGGCAGGCCGUGGACACCACCGUCAAAGAGCUCAAGUACACGGUGGCGCCGCUCAACGAAGGCUCGCUCUAUGUGUUCCGCGUGGCGGCCGAGAACGCCGUCGGCCUCGGGCCCUUCUGCGAGCUGGAGGACUCCGUGCUUGCCAAGGACACUUUCACCACUCCCGGGCCACCGUACGCCCUCGCCGUGGAUGCCGUGACCAAAAGAUACGUGGACCUGCAGUGGGAAGCGCCCAAAAACGAUGGUGGCAGACCCAUCCUCAGGUAUUGCGUCGAGAAGAAGGAGAAGCUCGGAACCCGCUGGGUGAAGUGCGGAAAGACUUCCGGGCCGGACUGCAAGUACAGAGUGACCGACGUGAUUGAGGGAACAGAGGUUCAGUUCCAAGUCCGCGCCGAGAACGAGGCCGGAAUCGGACAUCCAAGCGAACCCACCGAGAUCCUGACCAUUGAAGACCCAACAGGUGUCCCGUCGCCUCCCGUCGAGCUCCACGUGACGGCCGCCAGCCGGGACUUCCUGUCCAUCGGCUGGAAGCCUCCGCAGAGGGACGGUGGCUCCCCCAUCACCGGUUACCACAUUGAGAUGUGUGAGGCUGGGACGGAGAAAUGGAUGAGGGUUAACUCUCGUCCCGUCAAGGAACUUAAGUACACCGUGAAAGAAGGCGUUGUUCCCGAGAAGGAGUACAUCUUGAGAGUGAGAGCCAUCAACUCUGUCGGAGUCAGCGAGCCCUCCGAUAUCUCUGAGAACGUCGUUGCCAAAGAUUCCGACUGCAACCCUACGCUAGAAUUCCAGACUCUGGACAUAGUUGUGGUGGAGACAGAGAAGCUGCACAUCCCGGUUCCCUUCAAGGCCGUUCCCUCACCCAAGGUCACUUGGCACAAAGACGGCAAGGAGCUGAAGGCCGACGACCGGCGCGGCUUCAGGAAAGAGUAUACUUGCUGUCACUUGGAGGUGGACAGUAGUCUUCACUCUGACGCGGGCCAAUACAAAGUGACUCUGGAGAAUAGGCUCGGAGCUGCCAGUGCCACUAUCAACGUCAAAGUCAUCGGUCUUCCGGGCCCAUGCAAGGACAUUGUAGCCUCCGAGAUCACCAAGAGCUCCUGCAAGGUCUCCUGGGAUCCUCCCGACUACGAUGGAGGCACGCCAAUUACUCAUUACAUCCUGCAGCGUCGCGAAGCCGGCCGGAGGACGUAUGUCACCGUGAUGUCCGGAGAGAAUAAAGUGAGCUGGAACGUCAAAGACCUCAUCCCCAACGGAGAGUAUUACUUCAGAGUCCAGGCCGUAAACAAGAUUGGAGGAGGGGAGUUCAUCGAGCUACGCAACCCUGUCAUCGCCGAGGACCAGAAACAUCCUCCUGACCCGCCGGUGGAUGUGGAGACCCACAAUCCCACAUCGGGCACCAUAACGCUGACCUGGAAGCCGCCCAUGUAUGACGGAGGUGCCAAGAUCAUGGGUUACAUCCUGGAGCGGCAGCUGAAGGGCGAGGACCGGUGGGAGAGGUGCAACGACUUCCUGGUUCCGGUCCUUUCGUACACCGUCAGAGGGCUAAAGGAGGCCAAGAGCUAUGCCUUCAGAGUCCGAGCAGAAAAUUCAGCCGGCAUCAGCGAUCCGUCUCGCAGCACCCUGUUUGUCAAGGCCUUGGAUGCAAUCGAUGCUCCGAAGGUCUUCCUGAGCGGCAGCCUUCAGUCUGGCCUGAACGUGAAGCGAGGCAACGAGAUCCGGCUGGAGGCUAAUAUCUCCGGCUCACCGUACCCUGAGAUCACCUGGUUCUGGAACGACCAGGUGAUCCGGCCCGAGCCGCUUCGUAGGAGGCCGGAGAGACCGCUGAAGAAGAAGGCGGAGGUGAAGAAGGAGGCGUCCGAAGGAGAGAAGAAAGAGCAGGACCUGGGAGAAGUGAAGGAUGCAGAGGAGAAGAAGGAAGAGGUGGCAGAGCAGGAAGCGGAGGAGACGGACUUCCCGACGAUCGGCGAGCGGCUGACCAUCAACAACAGCAGGAGGGGCGAGUCCACGGCAGUUGUCAAGGACUCACUGCGUGUUGACCACGGCGUCUACAUGGUGAAGGUGGAGAACGACCACGGCGUCGCUUCAGCCACCUGCGAGGUCAACGUCCUUGACACUCCCGGACCUCCAAUUAACUUCCGCUUCGAAGAGGUGAGGAAGAACUCCGUGAUCUGCAAGUGGGAUCCCCCGAAAGAUGACGGCGGCAGCGAGAUCCUCAACUACACGCUGGAGAAGAAGGACAACUCCAAGAUAGAGCUCGGCUACAGCUGUGUCACCGCCACACUUCGAGGGUGUCGCUAUCUGGUGCCCAAACUCAUUGAAAAGAAGGAGUACAUCUUCAGAGUUGUCGCUGAGAACAAAUAUGGAGCUGGUCCGCCAUGCAUCUCCAAGCCUCUUGUUGCCAAGAAUCCCUUCGAACCUCCUGAGGCUCCAGAGAAGCCGGAAAUUGAUGACGUCACGGCCCACAGCAUGCUGGUCAUCUGGAAGGAGCCAAACGACAAUGGCAGCCCCAUCCUGGGCUACUGGGUGGAGCGUCGGGAGAUCAACAGUUCCCACUGGGCUCGGGUCAACAGAAACAUGGUCUCUUCCACCGAGCUGAAUGUAGAAGGACUCGUUGAGGGCUUAACCUACAUCUUCAGAGUGGCAGCCGAAAAUCAGGCGGGCCCCGGAAAGUUCAGCGUGCCUUCAGAUCCUAAAACGGCACAAGCCCCGAUUCUACCUCCAGGACCGCCAGUCCCCCGAGUGGUGGCAACCACCGACCACUCGAUUGACGUUGAGUGGGAUGCACCUGCCGACAAUGGAGGCGGCGAGAUCCUGGGAUACCACGUGGAUAAGACUAUUGCCGGUAGCAAAGACUGGUCCAGGUCUACAGAACGUCCGUGGAAGACUCGGGCAUUUACAGUGUAUGGAGUCCGUGAGGGAGCCAAGUACCUGGUCAGAGUCAUUGCCAUUAACGCUGCUGGAGAGGGCGCCCCAGGUUUCACCGAGUCAGUGUUCGUCAGGAAUCCCGCAGAAAUGCCUGCGGUGGAACUGGACGUUUUGGUCAGGAACGGUGUGGUCAUCAGAGCUGGCGAGACACUUCGUGUUCCGGCGCUGGUCACCGGUAAACCCUACCCAACUAUCACUUGGACCGUGGACGAUGCAAAACCAGACAAAGACCGCGUCGAGAUCCUCACCGAAGGCAACAACAGCACUGUGUUCAUCAAAAGCGCGCAGAGGAAGGACUGCGGCAAAUAUCUGAUCUCGGCGUGUAACCCGAGCGGCACCAGGUCGGCCUUCACCCGGGUGGAGGUCAUGGAUGUUCCCGGACCAGUCACUGACCUAAAGCCGGUGGUGGUGACCAAAAAGAUGAUCUUCCUGAAUUGGGAUGACCCAGUGGACGACGGCGGAAGUGACCUGACCGGCUUCCUGGUGGAGCGCAAAGAUGCCAAAAUGCACACGUGGAGGCAGCCCGUUGAAACCGCCUCCUCCAAAUGCGAGUGCGUGGGCAUCAUGGAGGGACAAGAGUACAUGUUCCGUGUCAGUGCUAAGAACAAGUAUGGCAUGGGCCCGCCUGUCGAGCUGGGACCCAUCAAAGCUGUGGACCCACAAGGACCGCCGUCGCCGCCUGAGAAGUUCCACUACACGGAGCGCACCAAGAAUUCCAUCACGCUAGCAUGGAAGCCGCCUCGCAACGACGGAGGCAGCCCCAUCAUCGGCUACUUUGUGGAGAAGAAGCGUCAAGACAAGCAGGCCUUUGAGCCUUGCAACACGGAAAUCUGCCCUAACUUGAACAUGACGGUGGAGGGCCUCGAUGAGGCCUGGAUGUACGAGUUCAGGAUCAAGUGCGCAAAUCUGAUUGGGGAAAGCGACCCGUCCUUUGCGCUGACCGUGGUCAUCCAAGACGAUGAAGUGGCCCCCGAGAUCCACAUGCUGAAGAUAUUCAAGGGCGACAGCAUCACGGUGAAAAGGGGCGAGCGCGUCGAGAUCCCCGCCGACAUCCUCGGCCUCCCCAUCCCCAAAGUGGAGUGGUCCAAAGACGACGCGGUGCUGGAGAAGCCCACGGAAAGCCUGCUGAUGGAGACGGCGGUGACGGGCAGGAUGAACUGCACGUCCACUCUGUCCAUCCCCGCCGCCGAGCGCAAGGACCGCGGCGGCUACACCAUCUCGGCCUCCAACAACAUGGGCUCAGCCAGUCACACCACUUCUGUCAUGGUGCUAGACCGGCCGCUUCCUCCCAGAAACGUGGCGGUGUCCAACAUCAAGGCGGAGUCCUGCCAGUUGCACUGGGACGCCCCCUUGGAUGAUGGCGGCAGCGAGCUGACCAACUAUAUCGUUGAAAAGAAGGACGUGCUCACAGAGGAAGCGGAGGAAGAGGGACGGGAAGCGGAACCUCAGUGGGUGGAGCUCACCAACAGCAUCAUUGACAAGAAGUAUCGGGUGUGGAACUUGGAUACCAACAAAUCCUACCUGUUCCGCGUCAGAGCCGAGAACCGCUACGGCAAGUCUGACCCUUGUGCCACGGAGGAAGUUCAGAUCACAGACCCCUUCGGACUCCCCGGCCCGCCGGAGAAACCGAGCAUCACCGAGUAUUCCAAGAACUCCGUGACCCUGACCUGGGAGCCGCCGAGGGACAACGGUGGCUCCAUGAUCAUUGGCUACUGGCUGGAGAAGAAAGAAAGAGGCUCCGCCUACUGGGCCAGAGUCAAUAAGAUGCCGGUCACCAAGAGGGGCAUGAAAGGCUGGGAGUACCAGGUGACUCGCCUGUUUGAAGGAUGUGAGUACGAGUUCCGAGUCGCUGCCUUCAAUUCGGCCGGAACGGGACCGUUCAGCGCACCGUCCGACCCGGCAUUUGCCGUCGACCCUCUGACUCCUCCCAGCAUGCCUGCCGCUCCCGUGGUGGCCGACAAGACCAAGCACAACGUCACUCUGACCUGGAAGCCGCCGGAGAAGGACGGCGGGAGCCCCAUCAAGGGCUACAUCGUCCAGAUCCAGGACGAGGGCAAAUCCGAUUGGGUGAGGGUGAACGAAGAGCUGCACCCCACCACCGAGUUCACUGUGCCCAGCCUCCGUGAGCUGAAGCGCUACCGCUUCAGAAUCAUUGCCGUCAACGACAUUGGCGAAUCGGACCCCAGCCCCCGCACCGGCGAGGUCUUGAUCGAAGAGGUCCAGUUGCCGCCCUCCAUCACCAUCGACGUUUUGGUGGACGACCUGCUCUAUGUACGUGCCGGAGAUCCAAUCAGGAUCCCCGCCACCAUCAAGGGUCGUCCCGUCCCCAAGGUGACGUGGGACUUUGAGGGCAAAGCCAAAUCUCACAAGAAGAACAAGCUGCACACGCUUCCCGUGGACUCGGAGGUCGAGUCCACAGACACCACGUCCGUUGUGAGCAUCCCCGUUAGUUUGAGGACCCACUCCGGACGCUACACCAUCACGGCCAAGAACAAGUCUGGACAGAAACACGUCAACGUCAGAGUCAACGUCCUCGAUGUUCCCGGACCUCCGAAAGAUCUGAAGGUGACGGACAUCACCCGGUCAACCAUGAGACUGAUCUGGAAGCUGCCCGACAACGAUGGCGGAGAGAGAAUCAAAAGCUACUACAUUGAGAAAAAAUGUGUCACCGACAAGGCCUGGACAAAGGUGAAUGCGGCCUGCGCCAGUCAAGCCUUCGUUGUCCCAGGCCUCCUGGAGGGACAGGACUACCUGUUCAGAGUGCGAGCCGAGAACCGGCUGGGCUUCGGUCCGUUUACCGUCACCGCUGAUCCCGCCCGGGCCAGAGACCCUAUCUACCCGCCAGACCCGCCUACCAAGCUGAAAGUCACCUUGGUGACCAAGAACACGGUGACCCUGACCUGGGAGCCUCCCAAAAACGACGGCGGCUCUCCCGUCAAACAUUAUGUGGUGGAGCGCUUGAGCUGGGACACCAGCGGCAAAGAGAAGGAAACGUGGAAGCAGUGCAACAAGCGAGACGUGGAGGAGCUCAGCUUCGUGGUGGAGGACCUGAAGGAGGGCGGUGAGUACGAGUUCCGAGUGAAAGCUGUGAACGAGGCCGGACCCAGUCGACCCUCGGCCACCGCCGGGCCGCUCACCAUCAAGGACCAGACCUGCCCACCCACCAUCGAGCUGCGGGAGGCGCUGGAGGGCGAGGAGGGCUGCGACGUCAGCCUGCCGGCCAAGGUGAGCGGCUGCCCCUUCCCCAGCCUCUCGUGGCACAAGGCCGACCCGGCGGCGCCCGAGCAGAAGGCGGCCGUGCGCUACGACCAGCGCGUCGCCAAGCUGGUGACGCAGGACAAGUGCACGUUGCUGCUGCAGCAGGCCACGCGGGACGACAGCGCCCUCUACAGCCUGACCGCCAGCAACGCCCUGGGCACCGUCACCAAGGACGUCAAACUCUCUGUCUUUGGACCUCCCGGCCCCCCCGUGGGACCAAUGAAGUUCACCGAGGUGUUUGCGGAGAGGAUCGGCCUGGCCUGGAAGCCGCCCCUGGACGACGGCGGCUCCAAGAUCACCAACUACGUGGUGGAGAAGCGUGAGGACAACCGCAAGUCAUGGGUGCACGUGUCCAAGGACCCCAAGGACUGCGCGUACCUGGUGACCCGGCUCACGGAGAACCACGAGUACGAGUUCAGAGUCAUGGCGCAGAACAAGUUUGGAGUCGGGCCGCCGCUACUCAGCGAGCCGGAGAAGGCCAGGAACCUCUUCACCGUUCCUGGCCAGUGUGAGAAGCCCACCGUGACCGACGUGUGUCUGGAGUCCAUGACGGUUAACUGGGAGGAGCCCGAAUACGACGGCGGCUCGCCAGUCACCGGCUACUUCAUCGAAAAGAAGGAGACCACCAGCAAGCGCUGGGCUCGGGUCAACCGCGAGCCCAUCCGGGCCCUGCCGCUGGGAAACAACUGGGACGUCACCGGCCUGGUGGAGGGCUCCAUGUACCAGUUCCGGGUCAGCGCUGCCAACGCCGCCGGAUGCGGACUACCCAGCGUACCCUCGGACCCCGUGCUCUGUAGGGACCCCAUCAAGCCUCCCGGUCCGCCCACCCCCAAGGUGACGGACUGGACCAGGUCCACGGUGGAGCUGGAAUGGAUUCCUCCCCUGGUGGACGGAGGCUCCAAGGUGACCGGCUACAUUGUGGAAUUCAAGGAGGUGAGCAGGGAGGAGGAGGAGAAGAAGGCUCAGAGGAAGUUGCUUUUACUGAGCGGCGCUGACGAGAAGGAGCCCGAGGCCCCGGAGAGCUGGCGGAAGGCCAAGGACACGGAGAUCAGAGGAACCAAGUUUGUGGUGGCCGAGCUCAAAGAAGGUGCUCUGUACCGCUUCAGAGUCAGAGCCGUGAACGCCGCCGGCGUCGGCGAGCCUGGACUCGUUUCGGAGCUGAUCGAAGCCAGAGACAGGACAAUUGCGCCCGAGAUGGACCUGGACGCCUCCGUCAAGGAGAAGAUCGUGGUCCACGCCGGCGGCACCAUCCGAAUCAUCGCCUACGUGUCUGGCAAACCGACGCCGCGCAUCAGCUGGUGCCGAGAUGACGGCGAGGUGCCCAAAGAGGCCGCAGUGGAGACCACGGGCAUCUCCAACUCACUGGUCAUCAAGAACUGCAAACGCCAGCACCAGGGCAUCUACACGCUUUGCGCAAAGAACGAAGGCGGCGAGAGGAAGAAGGCCGUCAUCGUCGAGGUUUUGGACGUCCCCGGACCGGUGGGGCUCCCCUUCGCCGGUGAGAACCUGACCAACGACUCGUGCAAGCUGACCUGGUAUUCCCCCGAAGACGACGGCGGCUCGGCCAUCACCAACUACAUCAUUGAGAAGCGGGAGUCGGACCGCAUGGGCUGGACUUCGGUCACCUACACGGUCACCAGGAACAACGCCGUGGUGCAAGGGCUGCUGGACGGGAAGGGAUACUUCUUCAGGAUUGCCGCCGAGAACAUCAUCGGCAUGGGACCCUUCGUGGAGACCGACAGAGUCGUGCUCAUCAAAGAGCCCAUCUCCGUGCCCGAGCGUCCGGAGGACCUGAUCGUCACGGCCGUCACCAAGGACUCCGUCUCGGUGGCUUGGAGGCCGCCCAAGUACGACGGAGGCGCGGAGGUGACCCGCUACGUCCUGGAGUCUCGCGUGGUUGGCCGAGACGCCUUCGUCGGCGUGGGGGGUAGCGACAAGCUGAUGGACAGGAAAUUCACGCUGAGCGGACUGAAGGACGGCUCCAGUCACGAGUUCAGAGUGGCGGCCGUCAACGUGGUGGGACAGGGCAAAUUUUCCUUUGCCACCAAACCCGUCCAGUGCAAGGACGAGUUGGAACCGCCCAAUCUGGAGCUGGAGUUCCGAGACAAGAUGACGGUGAAGGUGGGAGACGGCUGCACGCUGGCGGGACGCUACGGCGGCAAGCCCGCGCCGAGCGUCACCUGGACGAAGAACGAGGAGGAGCUGAAGCCCGACGAGGACGUGGCCGUCCGCAGCAGCGCCAGGCAUCUCAGUCUGGACUUCAUCAAGGCCAGGCGAGACCACAGCGGACGCUACCGCGUCAGCGUGGACAACCCGGCCGGGACGCGAAGCGGAAUCUGCGCCCUCACCGUCGUCGACCGGCCUCAGCCUCCCGAGGGCCCCGUGGUCUUUGAGGAGGUCUACAGAGACCACAUGCUCAUUUCCUGGAAACCUCCCCUGGACGACGGCGGAUGCGCCAUCUCCAACUACGUCGUCGAGAAGAGAGACACCAAUCGAGACCUGUGGAUGCCCGUCACCGCGUCCUGCACCAGGACCACCUGCAGGGUGCCAAAACUGAUUGAGGGUCGCGAGUACAUCGUCAGGAUCAUGGCCCAGAACAUCUACGGCAUCAGCGACCCGCUGCUGUCCGCCGAGAUCAAGGCCAGAGAGAUGUUCAGGGUACCCGACGCUCCCAAGCAGCCCACCGUCAAGGACGUGUACCACGACCGCGCCCUGGUUCGCUGGGAGCCUCCAGCUGAUGGAGGGAAGCCGAUCACGGGCUACAUCGUGGAGAGGAAGGAGACCAUGGCUAAUAGGUGGGUCCGCUGCAACGCAGAAAAGAUCCAUCCCAAGGUGGAGUACUUGGUCCUGGACCUGCUCAAGGGUUGCGAGUACGAAUUCAGAGUCAGUGCCGAGAACGUGGUGGGCAUUGGUGACCCCAGCCCGCCGUCCAAGCCCGUCUUCGCCAAAGAUCCCAUCGUGAAGCCAAGCCCGCCACAAAAUCUCAAGGCCGUGGACCACACCAAGGAGUCCGUGACUCUUUCCUGGGAUCCGCCCGCCGACACCGGCCGAGGCAAGAUCUUCGGCUACCUGCUGGAGUUCCAGAAGGCCGGCGACGAGGACUGGCAGAAGGUCAACCAUACUCCAGAUUCUUGCCCGGGGACCAAGUUCAAGGUGGUGGGCCUGGAGGAUGGCUCCCUCUACCGCUUCAGAGUGAAGGCCGUCAACGCCGCCGGGGAGUCUGACCCAACGUAUAUCAAAGACCCGGUCAGAGUGAAGGACCGACUCGAAGCGCCAGAGUUGAUUUUGGACGCCGGUAUGACUCGGGAGGUGAAGGCCCUGGCCGGCACCCACAUCACUCUCAUGGCCACCAUCAAGGGCAUCCCCUUCCCCUCCGUCGUCUGGAAGAAAAACGACACCGACGUUCCCACCAGGGCCGACAUCGAGACCAACCAAGAGGGCACUAAGCUGGAGAUGAGGUUCUGCAACCGUGGCGACUGUGGAGACUACACGCUCACCGUCGAGAACCCCGCCGGCUCCAAGACAGUCACAUGCACCGUCUUGGUCUUUGAUAAACCUGGUCCUGUCCAGCACCUGCGCGUGUCAGAUGUCAGGAGCGACUCGGCCUACCUGUCCUGGAAAGACCCGGAGGACAACGGAGGCACUCGCAUCACCAACUUUGUGGUGGAGAAGAAAGACACGGGGUCCACUCAGUGGGUUCCCGUGUGCUCCACGUCCAAGAAGCGCAGUAUGAUGCUCAAGCACCUGACGGAGGGACUGGCCUACACCUUCAGAGUUGCGGCUGAGAACCAGUAUGGCCGCAGCGAAUACGUGGAAACGCCGAAGGCCAUCAAAGCCAUGAAUCCGCUCUUCCCUCCCGGUCCUCCCAAAGAUCUUCACCACGUCGAUGUGGACAAGACGGAGGUGUGGCUUGCCUGGAACUGGCCCGACCGAAACGGUGGAAGUGAGAUUACGGGCUUCCUGGUGGAGUAUCAAGAAGAAGGAGCGAAGGACUGGCACGAGUGGCAGACAGUCAGCAUCCCGGAAAGUCACGUGACGGGUCUGGAAGAAGGCAAGACCUAUCGCUUCCGAGUGAGAGCCGAGAAUGUCAUUGGCCUCAGCAGACCCGACACCACCGUACCCAUCCUCUGCCAGGAGAAGCUGGUGCCUCCGAUCCUCGAGGUGGAUGUCAAGCUGACGGAAGGCAUCGUCGUAAAGGCGGGCACCACCAUCAGGCUACCCGCCAUCAUGAGGGGAAUGCCCGUCCCUACCGCCAAAUGGUCCAUUGACGGAGAGGAGAUCAGCAGCGGAGGCAAGAUCAAGAUUGACACCGACAACUUCUCCACCGUCCUCAGCAUCACCGAGUGCACCAGAAGUCACACCGGCACCUACCUGCUCACCGUGUCCAACCUCGCCGGCACCAAGACGGCGGCCCUCAACGUCACCGUCCUGGACGUCCCGGCGGCGCCCAUCGGACCCGUCAAUGUCCUGGAGGUGUCUCCUGAUGCCAUGACCAUCGAGUGGCGCCCUCCUAAGGAUGACGGCGGCAGCCCCGUCACCAACUACGUCGUGGAGAAGAGAGAUUCCAACAAGGAGACCUGGGGAGGGGUGAGCUCUGGCAGCCUGGCCACCAAGCUCAGGAUCGUGCGCCUGCAGAAGGGCGUCGAGUAUGUGGUCCGCAUUCGCGCCGAGAACAAGAUGGGCAUCGGGGCGCCGCUGGAGAGCAAGCCAACGGUCGCCGAGCAUUCCUUCAUGCCGCCCAGUCCACCUGGUAAGCCGCUGGCCCACGACGUCUCCGAGGACGCCGUUACGGUCGGCUGGACCAUGCCCUUGUCUGACGGUGGCAGUCAGAUCACCGGGUACAUCCUUGAGCGCAGACACAAAGGAGGAAAGUGGAUCCGUGUGAACAAGACGCCCUGCAAAGACCUUCGCUACAGAGUCCAGGGAUUGUUUGUGGGCAACGAAUACGAAUUCAGAGUCUUUGCUGAGAACAUUGCCGGCUACAGUGGCCCCUCACCCAUCUCUGACCUCUGCAGGCCCUGCCGGCAGAUCACGGUCCCGAGUGCCCCGGUCAACCCCAAAGUCAAAGAUUACAGCAAAUCGACGGCCGACUUGGUGUGGACCAAACCCACCAAAGACGGAGGCAGUCCCAUUCUGGGCUACACUGUGGAAAUGAAGAAGGCCGACGGAGACUGGAAGAAAGUCAACCUGGACGACUUCAUCAAGUUGUGUGCCUACACGGUGAAGGGGCUCGAGCAGGGUUCUACCUAUCGAUUCAGAGUGUUUGCCUCAAAUAUGAUCGGUGACGGUGAGUCCAGAGAGAUUCCAGAGUCGGUCACGGCUCAAGAUAUUCUCAUCCCCCCGGAGAUUGAAAUGGACGCCAGGUGUCGCGAGCGCAUCACCGUCCGCGUGGGACACAACAUCAACAUCGUUGGCUACAUCAAGGCCCGUCCCGAGCCAGAAGUGCUGUGGUCCAAGGGGGAGACUGUUCUGGAGAAGAGCAAACGUGUAACUAUGCCCCAGAACCUACCUGUGGUCCAGCUGAAGAUCAAAGAGGCCACCAGAGCCGACCACGGCAAAUACACCCUGAAGGCCUCCAAUGUGGGUGGAGAAGCCUCCUGCUGCAUCACUGUUAAUGUUCUGGACCGGCCCAGCCAUUGCCAGAACCUCCAUACCACCUACGUCACCAAGGACUCCUGCAUGAUCAACUGGGAGGCCCCGAAAGACAAUGGUGGCUCAGAAAUUACCAACUACAUCGUGGAGUGCAGAGAACCCAGCGUCAGCUUGUGGUCCAUGAUCUCUUCCCAUUGUACCAACCGCAAGAUCAAGGCCAAGCUAAUGGAGGGCCACCAGUACCUGUUCCGUGUCUGCGCAGAGAACAAGAUAGGACCCGGGCCCUGCGUGGAGACCAAGGUCCCAGUGCUUGCCAUCGACCCCAUCGAAAAACCAGGCGAGCCUGAGAACUUCAGGGUGGCCGACAUUGGCAAGAACUUCGUCUACCUGAGGUGGAGGAGGCCUGAUUACGAUGGUGGCAGUCCCAACCUCUCCUACAACCUGGAGUGCAAAGCCAAAGACGCGCAGGAAUGGGAAAAACUAAACACCGGCAUCCUGACUAACACUUUCUUUUUGGCCGACAAGUGUGUUGAAAACCAGACGUACACUUUCAGGGUGCAAAGCGUCAAUGAAGGAGGAGAGAGCGGUUGGGUGAAAUUGGCCGAUAUCUUGGUGCGAGAAGAGAUCCAGAAGCCGGUCCUUGACCUGAAGCUGUCCGGAACAUUGACGGUGAAGGCCGGAGAGUCGGUCAGAAUAGAAGCUGCCUUGAGAGGAAAGCCGCAACCUGAAGUUAAGUGGACCAAGGACAAGGCGGUUGGAGACAACCCCAGAAUCAGCUACGAGACCGGUUCUGACUACUCCAAGUUCCUUUUGACAAAGUCCCGACGCACUGACUCCGGGAAGUACAUUGUCACCGCCACCAACUCGGCCGGAACCUUCACGGCGUAUGCCAACGUGAACGUCCUGGACGUCCCCGGAGCCGUCAGGAACCUACGAGUCACCGGCGUUGGAGCAGACAAAUGCAGAGUGGUUUGGGACGCACCUGAGGAUGACGGCGGCUGCGAGGUGGACAGCUACAUCUUGGAAAAGUGCGAGACCAGGAGGAUGGUGUGGUCCACGUACUCCGCCUCGGUAGUCACGGCGUACUGCAACGUGACUCGUCUGGUGGAGGGCAACGAAUAUAUCUUCAGAGUACGGGCCGAGAACAAGAUGGGAACUGGGCCCGCCGUGGAGAGCAAGCCGGUCACGGUCAGGACUCAGUUCAACAGACCUGGACCGCCCGAUGCCCCUGAGGUCACCAAGAUAAGCAAAGAGGAGAUGACGGUGGUCUGGGCUCCUCCCGAGAAUGACGGAGGAAAGUCCAUCACGGGCUACAUCCUGGAGAGGAAGGAAAAAAGGGCCGUACGCUGGGUGCCGUGCACUAAGAGUCCAAUCCCCGAGAGACGCAUGAAAGUGACCAACCUGUUACCCAACCACGAGUAUCAGUUCAGAGUCAAGGCUGAGAAUGAGGUCGGUCUGGGAGAUCCCAGCAAACCCUGCAGACCCGUGACAGCCAAAGAUCCCAUUGAACCUCCUGGGCCACCCGCAGGCCUGAAAGUGGCCGACAGCACCAAGACCUCCAUCACUCUUUCCUGGUCUAAACCCGUGUACGACGGGGACGCACCAAUCAUCGGCUACAGUCUGGACAUGAGACUGAAGAGUGAGGCUGACCCCGAAAAGCCCACCGCAGGCUGGAAGAGAAUCGACACCAAUGGGCCCUUGGUCCUCAGAGAGUUCACCAUCGGACAGCUGGAUGAGAAACAGGAGUACGAGUUCAGGGUCUCCGCCCAAAACCAGGUGGGCUGGGGACGUCACGCCUACUUAAAGGAGGCCGUCUUCCCCAAGGAGAUCCUAGAGGCUCCUGAGAUUGACCUGGACGCGAGUUUGAGGAAAGGUCUUUCUGUGCGGGCCGGCUGUCCGAUCCGACUUUUUGCUACUAUCAGAGGACGCCCUGCCCCGAAGGUCACCUGGAAGCGUGUGGGGGUGGACAACGUUGUUCGCAAAGGUCACGUGGACCAAGUGGACACCAUGUGCUUCCUGGUCAUUCCCGAGAGCACCAGAGAAGAUUCUGGAAAAUACUCACUGACUCUGUCCAACUCGGCUGGAGAGAAGGCCGUCUUUGUUCGUGUCAAAGUCCUCGACACUCCCGGUCCCGUCGGUGGUCUGGAGGCAACUGACGUGACCAAAACAACAGCACAGCUGUCCUGGUUGCCGCCGGAGAACGACGGCGGGAGCGCCAUCCUCAACUACAUUGUGGAAAAACGGGAGGUGGACAGGAAGACCUGGACCAAAUGCACAGAGGACUUGAAGAAGACCAGCUUCAAGGUGACCAACAUGGCCCCUGGCAUCGAGUACUACUUCCGCGUGAUGGCAGUCAACAAGUAUGGAAUCGGAGUUCCUCAGGAUUCGCCCAAGUCUUACCUGGCCAAGGACCCCAUCAGUGAGCCAGAUCCGCCCAAAAAGAUGGAGGUUUUGGAGAUGUCCCGGACCAGCGCAACGCUGGGCUGGCUGAAGCCGCUCCGAGAUGGAGGAGCCAAAAUCAACGGCUACGUGGUGGACUACCAGGAGGAGGGGGCGCCGCAGGACAAGUGGACGCCGUACUCAGUGGUCAAAGACUUGACCAUCGUUGUGGUGGGCCUGAAGGAAGGGAAGAAGUACAAGUUCAGGGUGGCGGCCAGGAACUCCGUUGGCGUCAGUCUUGCUCGCGAGGCCGAGGGAGUCUUUGAGGCCAAGGAGCAGCUCAUGGCUCCCAAAAUCAUCAUGCCCGACACCGUGACAGUCCGGGCGGGACGCAAAAUGGUGAUCGAGGCCCUGGUGUCUGGUAAACCCGCUCCCUUCUGCAAGUGGAAGCAGGGCAAUGAGGACGUCCUGACGUCGGAUCGCCUCUCGGUGGUCAAGACGCUCAGCAGCUGCACAUUGAUCAUCAAGAACGUCAGCCGCGCCGACAGCGGCUACUACAGCCUGUCGGCGGAGAACAGCACGGCCAAAGUCAACCAGAUCCUCAAAGUCAUCGUCAUGGACAUCCCUGGACCCCCAGAAGCUCCGUUGGAGAUCACAGAGCAGGACAUCGACGCCUGCACGCUGCUCUGGAACCCUCCUCAGGAGGACGGCGGCAGCAACAUCACCAACUACAUCGUGGAGAAGUGCGAUGUGAGCCAGGGCGACUGGCUCACCGUGUCAUCUUCCUGCACCAAAACCAGCUUCCGAAUGACCAAACUGAUCACCGGCACGGAGUACACCUUCCGAGUCCGAGCCGAGAACAGAUUCGGCAUCUCGGAGCCUACCUACUCAGAGAAAAUGAUUGCCAGAUAUCCGUUUGACCCUCCCAGUGAGCCCAGGAACCUUCGCGUGAACAAGAUCAACAAGGACUUUGUCGUCCUGUCCUGGGAGCGUCCCACCAGCGACGGCGGAAGCCCCAUUACGGGAUACUGCAUCGAGAAGAAAGAGAGGAACAGUCUGCUGUGGGUCAGGGCCAACGAGUCUGUGGUCAAAUCCACCCAAUACACCUGCACCGGUCUCAUCGAGGGCCUGGAGUACACCUUCAGGGUGUCUGCCAUCAACCUCGCCGGACAGGGAAAGCCUUGCAAGCAGACCGAAUUCGUCACAGCGAGGACGGCCGUCGACCCUCCAGGUAAACCCGAGCCAAUGGAUGUGAGCAGGAGCUCCGUGUCGCUGGUGUGGACCCGACCCAAGCACGACGGUGGCAGCAAGCUGAUUGGCUACUUUGUGGAGUACUGCAAGCUCCCCGAGGAGAAGUGGAGCCGCUGCAAUAGCAACUGCAUGAGUGUCCAGGCCGAGAACUAUGUGGUGAGCGGUCUGGAAGAGGGCCAACGCUACGUCUUUAGAGUCAUCGCCAAGACAGCCGUCAACGUCAGCCUGCCCUCGGAGCUGUCCGAUCCCAUCGCCGUCAUCGCGGAGAACGUUCCUCCGCGUGUGGAGCUCGGGGUCAACAUGAAGAACCUGAUUGUGGUGAAAGCCGGACAGAACGUCUUCUUGGACGCGGAAGUGUUUGGCAAGCCUCUUCCCAAGGUGAGCUGGAAGAGAGACGGCGUUCCGCUCCAUCUGGCGGAGGGAAUGAAGAUGACCCAGAAGAAACACGUCCACCUUUUGGAGCUCUACUCCGUCACCAGGAAGGAAUCCGGUGACUACACUAUUCUCGCUGAGAACGUCAAUGGCAGCAAGUAUGCCACAAUUAAAGUCAAAGUGCUCGACAAACCGGGUCCUCCGGCUUCAGUGAAAACCACCAAAGUGUUCGCAGACCGCGUCAAGCUGCGGUGGGAACCUCCACUUUCUGACGGCGGUUCUGAAAUCACCAACUACAUCAUUGAGAAGCGUGAAACCAGCAGGGCCAACUGGGCGCUGGUCACCGCCAAUAUUCACGGACACGUCACCGACUGCUCGGUAGAGAAACUCAUAGAGGGCCACGAGUACCAGUUCCGAGUUAGUGCCGAGAACCAGUACGGCGUUGGAGACGCCGUCAUGACCGACCCAGUCACGGUCAAGAACCCCUACGAUGUUCCCGGCCCUUGUGAUCCACCGGUCAUCACCAACAUCACCAAGGACUCCAUGACGGUCAGCUGGAAGGCGCCGGCCAAUGACGGUAGAGCCACCAUCCUGGGCUACAUGGUAGAGAAGCGCGAAGCCACCGAGUUGACCUGGACCAAGGUCAACCGUCGGCCGGUGAUCGACAGAACCAUCAAGGCGGGUCAGCUGACUGAGGGCUCCGAGUACGAGUUCAGGGUCAUUGCCAUGAACAAAGCCGGUCUGGGAAAACCAAGCGAUGCAUCCGGCGCGGCACUGGCCGUCGAUCCUGUCUAUCCUCCCGGGCCCCCCGCCUUCCCCAAGGUGGUGGAUUCUACCAGGAGCUCCAUCAGCCUCAGCUGGACCAAGCCAGCGUACGACGGCGGUUGCGAGAUCAUCGGCUACCUGGUGGAGUGCAAAGUGGCCGCCGCGGAAAACUGGACCAAAUGCAAUGUCCCCCAGAAGCUCCGGGCCACCAAUUUCUUGGUGACGGGCCUGAUGCAAGGCAGAGAGUACCAGUUCCGAGUAUUUGCCCUCAACAAGAUUGGCUACAGCGAGCCCAGCGACGUCCCCGGCAACCACACGCCUCAAGACAUCCUAAUCCCUCCGGAAGCCGAGCUGGAUGCCGACUUGAGGAAAGCGUUGGUUCUCCGCGCCGGUGUCACCAUGAGGCUCUACGUCCCCCUGAGAGGGCGCCCGCCACCCAAAGUGACGUGGAGCAAGGUGGACGGAAACUUGAAGGAGAGAACCGGUGUCCUGAUAAAGACGUCAGACUGGGACACCCUGCUCCUGGUUGAAGACAUCAACCGAUACGACGCUGGCAAAUAUGUCCUGACACUGGAGAACACCAGCGGGUCCAAGAGCUACACCAUUGUCGUCAAGGUCCUCGAUACCCCUGGACCACCUCAGAACCUUACCGUGAAAGAAACCUCCCUAAACCACGCUUGGAUCACCUGGGAUGCCCCAUUGAUCGACGGCGGCAGUCCUGUCAAGAGCUACAUCGUGGAGAAGCGCCUGGCUGAGAGGAAGGCUUGGACUUGUGUGUCAACUGAGUGUCACAAGAUCUCGUACAGGAUUCCCAACCUGGAGGCCGGUCAGGCCUACUGCUUCAGAGUUCUGGCUGAGAACGCUUACGGCAUCGGAGAGGGCUGUGAGACUGCCGGUAGCGUGCGAGCUUCAGAGCAACCUGGUCCAGUGGUGGACUUGAAGGCCAAGAAGACCACCAAAGAUUCCAUCAUCCUGGCCUGGAAAAAGCCCAUCAGUGAUGGUGGCAGCCACAUCAGCGCCUAUAUCGUGGACCAGAGUGAAGGCGACAAGUGGAAGGAGAUUUCCAAGGGCAGGAACACCUCACUGACCGUCGGGGACCUCACAGAGGGCAAGGAGUACUUGUUCAGAGUCACGGCGCUCAAUGAGUCCGGAGUGGGGCCGCCCUCGGAGAUUGCGGCUGUUGCCAAGGACCAGUUUGUGUUACCUGACUGCAACCUGAGCUGUCUGCAUGACGGUUGCUACGUGGUGAAGGAGGGGACUACCGCCCGCAUCAACAUCCCCCUCAGUGGUGUGCCAUAUCCCAUUGCCACGUGGAAGAAGGGCGACGUGGCGCUCGGUGACACCGGGCGUAUGUGCGUCGAGGCGUCCCAGGGUGUGACCACUCUCCUGAUCAGAGACUGCCAGAGAGGAGACGCGGAAGUCUACACCAUCAACGUCAGGAACAGCUUGGGCUCCAAGGACUGUAAGUUGCAGCUCAAGGUGGUGGGCAAACCGGGCAUCUGCACCGGACCCAUCAAGUUUGACGAGAUCACAGCCGACGGCAUCACCCUGGAAUGGGGGCCGCCCAAAGACGACGGUGGCGCAGAGGUGUCCAACUACAUCGUCGAGAAAAGGAGGACAACAGAUAAUAAGUGGGCCACAGUGGCUUCGGCAAUCCAAAAAACCACCAUGAGAGUCAUACGUCUCCAUGACGGAGUGGAGUAUAUCUUCAGAGUAUUCGCUGAGAACAAGUAUGGAAUUGGAGAGCACCUGAGGUCAGACCCGGUCAUCGCACAGCAUCCUUUCAAUGUCCCAGAGGCGCCGGCACCUCCAGUGAUAAUGAGCAUCCGCCACGAGUCAGCCAUCCUAACGUGGGCUGAUCCCAAAGACACGGGCGGCUCCCCAAUUACAGGCUACCAUGUGGAGUUCAAGGAGAGGAACAGUCUGAUGUGGAAACGAGCCAGUAAGACACCUCUCAGAUUGAAAGAGUGCCGGGUCACGGGACUGAUCGAGGGACUGGAGUACGAAUUCAGGGUAAUGGCCAUGAACAUGGCCGGUCUGGGGAAGGCCAGCAGAGCGACUGAGGCUGUUGUUGCUCUGGAUCCCAUUGAUCCUCCUGGCAAGCCUGACGUCAUUAAUGUCACCAGGACAUCGGUCACUCUUAUGUGGACUCCACCCAAAUAUGAUGGUGGCUACAAACUGACUGGCUACGCGGUAGAGAAACUCGAGGCUGGCGGCAAGGCCUGGAUGAAGGCGAAUCAUGUCAAUAUUCAAGGAUGUGCCUUCACAGUCACUGACCUGACAGAGGGAGCUCAGUAUAAAUUCCAAGUCAGGGCCAAGAACUCUGCCGGUGCUAUUAGUCUUCCCUCAGAGACGACCGAUUUGUUAACUUGCAAGGAUGAGUAUGAACCCCCGAGCAUCACCAUUGACCCUGACAUAAAGGACGGCCUUUCAGUCCGGGCAGGAGAAACAAUUGUGGUCUCAGCUUGCAAGAUUGGCGGCAAACCUCCCCCCACCACUGUCUGGUCAAAGGCCGGCCGUGAGCUCAAGAACUCCGACGUUGUCACCAUCACCAGCACUCCAACCUCUUCCACUGUAGCCAUCAAGUACGCCAGCAGGAAAAACACCGGAGAGUACACCAUCACUGCCAGUAACCCGUUUGGCAUCAAAGAGGAGCACGUCAAAGUGAAGGUUCUGGAUGUUCCUGGACCUCCGGGCCCCAUUGAGGCCAGUAACAUUUCUGCUGAAAAGUGCACCCUGACCUGGCUUCCACCAGAGGAGGAUGGAGGCUGCUCGAUUAAGUCCUACGUCCUUGAGAAGCGAGAGACCAGUCGCCUGCAGUGGACCAAGCUGGCUGAAAACGUCCCGGACUGCAGAUGUGUCACCAGCAAACUGAUCAAAGGCAACGAGUACAUCUUCAGGGUGUCUGCGGUCAACCAAUAUGGCACUGGAGACGCAAGCCUGUCUGCUCCAGUCAAAAUGGUCGACAGUUACUGUCCACCAGGUCCACCGUCAACCCCAGAAAUCGAUAACUUCACUAGGAACUCUGUCACCAUUUCAUGGAAGAGACCGGUGCAGGAUGGUGGCAGUGACAUCAGGGGGUACCUCGUAGAAAGGAAAGAGAAGCGAGGAAUGAGGUGGGUUAGGGCUUCUAAGAGAACGGUCCCGGACCUGCGCUUCAAGGUGCAAGGCCUAAGCGAAGGGGUCGAGUACGAGUUCAGAGUAACUGCUGAGAACAAGGCUGGCUUCGGAGAACCCAGUGAGCCUUCGCGUCCGGCGAUGACCAAGGAUAUCGUGUAUCCACCAGGCCCUCCUUCCAACCCAAGGAUUACAGACACCACUAAAACGUCUGCCACUUUCACCUGGGGCCGACCCCACUAUGAUGGUGGUCUGCCAGUGGAUGGAUACAUUGUGGAGUACAAAAAGGAAGGCCAUGAUGACUGGGAGACAGAGACAGAGUACCACUUGAAGGCUACUGUAUAUGUUAUCGGAAAACUGCAAAAGGGAGGCAGAUACCAUUUCAGAGUCAGAGCUGUGAACUCCGAGGGGGUUGGUGAACCUGCAGAGGUUGAAAAAGUAACAGAACUUGUAGACCAGGAGUCCGUUCCAGACUUUGAGCUGGACGCCGAACUCCGGAAAUCCCUGGUGGUCAGGGCCCGCACGUCAAUCCGUAUUUUUGUUCCCAUCCGAGGCCGUCCUGUUCCAGACGUCACCUGGAGCAAAGAUGAUGUCAAUCUAAAAACACGUGCGCAUAUUGACACGACUGAAUCUUACACACUGCUGGUCAUUCCUGACUGCACUAGAUAUGAUGCCGGAAAGUACAACUUGUGCCUGGAGAACGUCGCUGGAAAGAAGACGGGCUUUGUAAAUGUAAAGGUUCUGGACACGCCAGGGCCCCCGGUGAAUCUCAAACCCAGAGAGAUCACGAAAACGAGCAUAACCCUUCAGUGGGAGAUCCCCAUCAUUGACGGUGGCUCUAAGAUCCACAACUACAUAAUUGAAAAGCGAGAGGCCACAAAGAAGGCCUACACGGUCUUGAACACCGCCUGGCAGAAGUGCUCUUUCAAAUUCACCGACCUGGAGGAAGGCGCUUACUACUACUUCCGAAUCUCUGCUGAGAAUGACCUGGGCGUUGGCGAGCCCGCUGAAACCCCCGAACCGAUCCGGGCAUCUCAGGCCCCUUCUCCGCCUGAAAACCUGUACAUCACUGAUGUUACGGCUGACAGCGCCAGCUUGGCGUGGACCAAGCCUCUUCACGAUGGCGGUAGCUUGAUCACCGGGUAUGUCAUAGAGGCCCAGAAGAAGGACACUGAGCACUGGUUCCAUGUUGCCGCCAUCAAGGCUCUGGACUUCACCGUGACGAAUCUCAUCGAGGGAGAAGAAUACACUUUCCGCAUAAUGGCAGUCAACGCUUCGGGUAGAAGCGACCCACGUGAGAGCAGACCAGCAAUUAUCAAAGAACAAACAUCAGGUCCGUCAUUUGACUUCCGUGGCAUCUACCAGAAGACGGUCAUUGCCAAGGCUGGCGACCGUGUUAAGAUUGAGAUUCCCGUACUUGGAAAACCUAGGCCUGUUGUUUCUUGGAAGAAAGGAGACGCAGUUCUCAAAGAGACACAAAGAAUUAACACCGAAACCACAGCAACAUCAACUGUCCUCAACAUUAGCGAGAUCAAGAGGACUGAUGGAGGCCAGUAUUCAGUGACAGGAAAGAACAUGCUGGGCACAGUGACCGAUACCAUCACAGUAUUAGUCCAUGAUAUUCCAGGUCCACCAACUGGUCCCAUCAAAAUGGAUGAGGUCUCAUCCGAUUACAUCCUGAUGUCCUGGGAGGCCCCUGAGAAUGAUGGAGGUGUUCCCAUCAACAAUUAUAUCGUUGAAAUGCGGGAGACCACCGGUACUUCCUGGGUGGAGUUAGCAGCCACUGUCAUACGCACCACAUUUAAGGCAGCCCGGCUCAUCACUGGAACAGGAUAUCAGUUCCGUGUUAAGGCCCAGAAUCGAUACGGCAUUGGACCGUCCAUUGUCUCUGAGCCAGUGGUGGCCACCUACCCGUUUGAUGUCCCAGGCCAGCCAGGGCCUCCUGCAGUCACAUCUUACAAUAAGGAUGCAAUGACUCUGAGCUGGAACGAGCCAUCUUCAGAUGGAGGCAGUGCCAUUCUGGGCUACCAUGUGGAACGAAAAGAGAGGAAUAGCAUUCUGUGGCAGAGGAUCAGCAAAGCUCUUGUGAUAGGGAACAUCUUCAAAUCAACUGGCCUGGUCGAUGGAAUUGAAUACGAACACCGUGUUAUUGCUGAAAACUUGGCCGGUCUCAGCAAACCCAGCAAACCCUCUGACCCAUUGUAUGCUCUGGACCCGGUGGAUCCACCAGGCAGACCUUUGGCACUGAACAUCACCAGACAUGAGGUAACUGUUUCCUGGACCAAACCAGAGGCAGACGGAGGAUUUUCCAUCACCGGAUACACUGUGGAGAGGAGAGAGCUCCCGAAUGGGCGGUGGCUCAAAGCCAACUUCAACAACAUCCUCGAGACGGUCUACACAGUUAGUGGUCUGAUUGAAGACACGGUUUAUGAAUUCCGCGUGUUUGCUCGCAACUCGGCAGGGGCCGUGAGUGCACCUUCGCAACCCUCAGAAGCCAUCACAUGCAGGGAUGACAUUGAAGAGCCCCGGCUCAACGUCGACUCCAUUUACAGCAGCAAUGUUGUCGUCAAGGCAGGAGAGGUGUUUACACUGGAGGCCGAUGUGACGGGUCGGCCCAUCCCCUCACUUGUGUGGACCAAGGACGGGAAGGAACUCGAAGAUACCGGCAAGUUGGAGAUCAAGGUGUCUGCUUUCCACACAGCUCUGAUUAACAAAGACUCUUUGAGAAGAGAUGGCGGCACAUUCACCCUGACUGCCAGUAACCCCGGUGGCUAUGCUAAAUUCGCUUUCAAUGUCAAGGUCCUCGAUAGACCCGGACCGCCCGACUCCUUAAUCGUUACUGACAUUGCUGCAGAGAAAUGUGUCCUCAACUGGCUGCACCCGACACAUGACGGCGGUGCCAAGAUUGACUACUUCAUCAUUCAGAAGCGUGAGACCAGCAGGUUGGCUUGGACAAAUGUGGCCACAGAUCUACAAGCAAACAGGUUCAAGGUCACCAAGCUUCUUGAGGGCAAUGAGUAUGUCUUCAGAGUUAUGGCUGUGAAUAAGUAUGGCACUGGAGAGCCGGUGGAGUCCCUGCCUGUCAUAUGUGCCAAUCCCUACGUUCCCAGUGACCCGCCCACGCAGCCCGAGGUCACCACCAUCACCAAAGACUCAAUGGUGGUCUGCUGGGAGCGCCCCGAACAAGACGGAGGGAGCAGCAUCAACACUUACAUCAUCGAGAGAAGGGAUAAGACUGGGCUGCGCUGGGUCAAGUGCAACAAAAGGACUGUCACUGACCUACGAUUCAAGGCCUCUGGCCUCACACCGGGCCACGAGUAUGAGUUCAGAGUUUUUGCCGAGAACAAUGCCGGACUGAGCCAGCCGAGUCCCUCGAGUCCGUUCUACAAAGCCAUGGACACAAUAUUCCGGCCUGGACCUCCAGGUAACCCUCGAGUUCUAGACACAACCAAGUCAUCCAUCAGCCUUGCUUGGAAUAAGCCCAUCUAUGAUGGUGGUUCUGAAAUCACUGGCUACAUUGUGGAGACCUGCCUGCCAGAAGAGGAUGAAUGGACAAUUCACACUCCUAAGAAGGGAUGGACAGCUACCUCUUUCACUAUCACUGGCCUGAAAGAGAACCAAGACUACAAAAUCAACAUCUGUGCCACCAAUUGCGAAGGUGUGGGAGAGCCUGCUGCUCUCCCCGGAACCUCGAAAGCCGAAGAUAGGCUACUGCCCCCCGAAAUCGAACUUGGAGCGGAUCUCCGUAAGGUAGUCAGCAUCAGAGCCUGUGGCACCCUCAGGCUCUUUGUGCCUAUUAAAGGCAGGCCGGCACCUGACGUCAAAUGGUCAAGAGAACACGGGGAGUCUCUGGACAAAGCUAACAUUGAAGUCACCUCAUCAUUCACCACUCUGCAAGUUGAAAACGUAGACAGAUUUGAUAGUGGUAAAUACAUGGUCACUGUAGAAAAUGCCUCUGGAAGUAAGACGGCUUUUGUUAACGUCAGGGUGCUAGACACACCCGGAGCACCUCAGAACCUUCUCAUCAAGGAGGUUACCAAAGACUCAGUCUCCCUCAUUUGGGAUGCACCUUUAAUUGAUGGCGGCUCCAGAGUCCGUAAUUACAUAGUAGAGAAGCGCGAGUCAACCAGGAAGGCCUACUCCACUGUUUGUGCAAACUGCCACAAAUCCAGCUGGAAAGUUGGAGAGCUGGAGGAAGGAAAGAUGUACUUCUUCAGAAUUCUGGCCGAGAACGAAUAUGGCAUUGGCCUCCCGGUGGAGACGUUUGACCCCAUUAAGGCGUCAGAGAGACCGCUACCUCCAGGAAAGGUUUCCCUCCGUGAGGUGACCGGCACCAGUGUUACGCUGACCUGGGAGAAGCCCGAUCAUGAUGGUGGCAGCAGAAUCACUGGCUACAUUGUGGAGAUGCAGGGCAGUGAAAGUGAAAAGUGGACCCAGGUCAUGGUAGUCAAGACCAACGAGGUGGUUGUAACCGGUUUGACACAGGGAGAGGAGUACAUGUUCCGUAUCUCGGCAACCAAUGAAAAGGGAGUUAGUGAUCCACGUGCUCUCAGCAUGCCCGUGGUGGCCAAGGACCUGGUUAUAGCGCCAAUGUUUAAAUUGGCUUUCAGCACGUUUAGCGUGUUAGCGGGAGAUGAUCUCAAGAUCGACGUAGCUUAUGCUGCCUGUCCCAAAGCAACAGCAACUUGGUUCAAAGACGGUGUCACCCUCAAGGAGACAACGAGAGUCAACACUGUAAGCAACGACAAGAACCUUCUCCUGGUCAUUAAGGAGGCCUGCAGAGAUGAUGUGGGCACAUAUUCAAUCAAACUUGUAAACCCAGCUGGUGAGGCGACUACAGACAUAAAUGUGGUGGUCCUGGACAAGCCAGGCCCUCCAACUGGCCCAAUCAAGCUGGAUGAGGUCACUGCAGACAGUGUGGUCUUGUCCUGGAAUCCUCCGGAGUACGACGGUUGCUGUAGCAUCAACAAUUAUGUUGUUGAGAAGAGAGACACGUCGACUACUAACUGGCAGAUCGUAUCAGCGACAGUGGCCAGAACCACCAUAAAAGCUGUACGUCUGAAGACUGGAUGCGAGUACCAAUUCCGGAUUGCCGCAGAGAAUCGAUAUGGCAAGUCCUCGCCGCUGCUCUCUGAAAGCAUCGUGGCUCAGUAUCCGUUUGAUGUACCAGCUUCACCGCGUUUGGUGGUUGUCCAGUCAGCCACCAAGGAGUCCAUGCUGGUCGUAUGGGAUAAACCCAGCAGUGAUGGUGGAAGUAAAAUCCUGGGCUACCACCUCGAGCUCAAAGAGAAAAACAGCAUUUUGUGGGUGAAGCAGAACAAACAGCUCAUCCCAGAGGCCCGAUUCAAAGUAGGUGGCCUGGAAGAGGGUCUUGAAUACGAGUUCCGAGUUUACGCUGAGAACAUUGUCGGCCUAAGCAAAGCGAGUGUCGUGAGUGAGUUACAGGUCGCCAGAGACCCCUGUGACAGACCAGGAAGGCCGGAGGCUGUUAUUGUGACCAGAAACCAGGUGACCCUCCGAUGGAACAAACCUGAGUAUGAUGGUGGCAUAAAAAUCACCGGAUAUGUGGUGGAGAAGAAGGAAGGAGCCGGACGCUGGAUGAAGGCCAGUUUCGCCAAUGUCAUUGAGACUUCCUUUGUUGUCACGGGUCUCACCGAAGAUCAGAUUUAUGAGUUCCGUGUCAUUGCCAAAAAUGCAGCGGGUGUCAGCAGUCAACCAUCUGACUCUACAGGAGCGAUCACUGCCAAGGAUGAGGUGGUUCCGCCCCAAAUCGACCUGGAUGCCAAAUACUCCCAGACUGUGGUUGUGAAUGCUGGAGAGUCAUUCUGUCUUGAGGCAGCUAUGUCGGGAAAACCUCUACCCACGGUCCUCUGGCUGAAGGAGGGUCAAGUCAUGAGUGAAGCAGCACGCUUGGAAGUCAAGAACACAGACUUUUUAGCCUGUAUAGUUGUCAAAGAAGCCAUUCGUGUUGAUGGAGGCCAGUAUACUUUGCUGGUGAAGAAUGUAGGCGGAGAGAAAUCUGUGAACUUUAAUGUGAAAGUUCUGGACAGGCCAGGUCCACCUGAGGGCCCUAUUUCAAUCUAUGGGGUCACUAGUGAGAAGUGCUCCAUUUCCUGGAAACCACCUUUGCAGGAUGGCGGUAGUGAUGUUUCCCAUUACAUUGUUGAAAGGAGAGAGACUAGCAGACUGGUUUGGACAGUAGUCGAACAAAAAGUUCAGACCCUCAACCUGAAGAUCACCAAGCUUCUUCCUGGCAAUGAGUACAUCUUCAGAGUGAUUGCAGUGAACAAGUAUGGAGUUGGUGAGCCUCUGGAAUCAGAGCCCACUGUUGCCAGAAAUCCAUUUGUAGCUCCCAACCCACCAACAGAGGUAGACGUCUCCACGAUUACCAAAGACUCCAUGGUCGUGACCUGGGAACGACCAAGUAAUGACGGUGGUAGUGUCAUCCAAGGUUACGUUGUGGAGAAACGUGACAAGGACGGUGUUAGAUGGACCAGGUGCAACAAGCGUAACGUGAGCGAGCUCCGUUUCAGAGUUACUGGGCUCCAAGAAAACCACAGCUACGAAUUUAGGGUCUCUGCCGAGAAUGCUGCCGGCUUGGGAACACCCAGUUCCCCAACAACGUAUUACAAAGCUUUGGAUCCCGUCUUCAAACCAGGCCCGCCAAACAAUCCCAAAGUGGUGGACACCUCAAGAUCGACCGUUUCCCUGACCUGGGGUAAACCCAUCUAUGACGGUGGCUGUGAGAUUCAGGCGUACAUUGUGGAGGCGUGCAACAGUGCGUCAGAUGAGUGGUUCAUGUGCACUCCUUCCUCUGGAAUCGCAGAAACGUGGUUUACGGUGACAAAGCUCCUGGAGAAGCACGAGUACCAGUUCAGAGUGUGUGCCAUCAACAAAAUCGGUGUCGGUGAGCAGGCGGAUUUUCCGGGAAAAAUCAUUCUGGAAGAGAAGCUUGAAGCGCCUGACCUGGACCUGGACGCCGACAUGAGAAAGAUGAUCAACAUUAGAGCCGCAAGCACACUUAGGCUCUUUGUUCCUAUAAGAGGUCGUCCAGCCCCGGAGGUGAGAUGGGGCAAGGCUGACGGGGAGCUGAAGGAGACAGCCCAAAUUGACAACACAGAUAGCUAUGCGUCACUUGUGAUUGAGAACGUGGACAGAUUUGACACAGGCAAAUACACGCUGACUGCCGAGAACGCCAGCGGAAUAAAGUCUGCCUUCAUCAGCGUCAGAGUCCUGGACACCCCCAGCCCCCCAAAUAACCUCCUGGUGAAGGAGAUUACCAAGAAUUCUGUCACCCUGACAUGGGAGCCUCCGCUCCUCGAUGGCGGCUCAAAGAUUAAGCAGUACAUUGUGGAAAAGCGGGAGAGCACUCGGAAGGUUUACUCUCCAAUCACCAUCUGCAAUAAGAUGACAUGGAAAGUGGAAUCUCUCCCAGAGGGAGGACUAUUCUUCUUUAGAGUGAUGGCUGAGAACGAGUAUGGUGUCGGUCUGCCCGCGAAAACCUUCGAACCAAUUAAGAUAUCUGAGAAGCCGCAGCCCCCUGGUAAAGUCAGCGUUGUUGAUGCCACACACAGUACUGUCACCUUGACGUGGGAGAAGCCCAUACAUGAUGGCGGCAGCAGGAUAACCCACUAUGAAGUCGAACUGGCUCCAAAGGACACCGACUCUUGGUCUGUUUGUACCAGUGGGAAGGCAACCGAGGCCCUGGUGAGUAAUCUGCUCAAGGGAGAAGAGUAUCAGUUCAGAGUGGUCGCUGUCAAUGACAAGGGCAGGAGCGACCCCAGGCAACUGGCUCAUUCAGUUGUCGCCAAGGACCUUGUGAUUGAGCCUUCCGUCAGACCGAAAACCAGUUGCUACAGUGUUCAAGUGGGACACGACCUCAAGAUUGAAGUGCCAGUUGCAGGCCAUCCAAAGCCGACCAUCUCUUGGUCCAAGGAUGGAGUCCUCCUCAAGCAGACCACCAGAGUAAACGUCACAGAUUCAGCCCAUCAGACCACACUUGCAAUUAAAGACGCCACCAGAGAGGACGGAGGCAUGUACAGCAUUACCGUUGCCAAUGAUCUGCAAUCCAAGGAAGCCACUGUUGAGGUUAUCACUUUAGAUAAGCCCGGACCACCUUCAGGACCUGUCAAAUUAGAGGAUAUCAGUGCAGAGAGCGUCACACUGACAUGGGAACCUCCCACGUACACAGGCGGCUGCCAAAUAUCAAACUACGUUGUCGAGAAACGAGAUACCACCACCACUAACUGGCUCGUGGUGUCUGCCACUGUGGCAAGAACAACACUCAAAGUGGGCAAUCUGAAGACCGGCGCUGAGUAUCAAUUCCGAAUCUAUGCUGAGAACAGAUAUGGCAAGAGUUAUGCCAUUGAUUCUGACCCGGUUGUGGCACAGUAUCCAUUCCAGGAGCCUGGCCCACCGGGUACGCCCUUUGUAUCUUCAUACGCUAAAGACUACAUGGUAGUGGAGUGGCACAAACCUCCGUCUGACGGAGGCAGCGCUAUCUUGGGAUAUCAUCUUGAAAGGAAAGAGAAGAACAGCAUACUUUGGACCAAGAUUAACAAAACUCUCAUCCAAGACUGCAGGUUCAAAUCCACUCCUCUGGAGGAAGGCAUUGAGUAUGAAUACAGAGUCUAUGCUGAGAACAUUGUCGGCAUUGGAAAGUCCAGUAAAGUGUCAGAGGUCUAUGUGGCCCGCGAUCCGUGUGAUCCUCCUGGAUGUCCAGUUGCACUGAUAGUGACCAGACACUCGGUGAAGCUCAGGUGGGCGGCGCCGCAGUACAACGGUGGAAGUCUAAUUACUGGCUAUGUCGUGGAGAAACGUGAUCUUCCUGAAGGAAAGUGGAUGAAGGCCAGCUUUGCAAAUGUCACGGACCUUGAAUUCACAGUGACGGGCUUGAAAGAAAACAGCAAAUAUGACUUUAGAGUCAUUGCAAGAAAUGCAGCAGGUGCGGUCAGCAAGCCUUCUGAGAGCAGUGGAUCCAUCACAGCCAAAGACGAAGUUGAUCCGCCCAAGUGUGAGACAGACGCCAUGUACAAUCAAACCCUUGUCAUCAAUGCUGGGGACACAUUCAGUUUGGAGGCCAAAGUGGACGGGAAGCCCAUUCCGACGGCUCAGUGGUUUAAGGGCGAUGUUGAAGUGGAAAACUCGGCCAGAGCGGAGAUUAAAAAUACAGACUUUAAGGCCCUUCUUGUUGUGAAGGACGCUAUCAGAGUGGACGGCGGGCAAUACACACUGGUACUCACCAAUGUGGCAGGCAGCAAGACUCUUCCAUUCAGUGUAAAGGUCCUCGACAGACCAGGUCCAUCAGAGGGACCUCUUACUGUGAGCAAUAUCACUGAGGAGAAGUGCUCCCUGUCAUGGCUUCCACCAAAGCACGAUGGAGGCAGCGGAAUUUCUCACUACAUCAUUCAGAAGCGAGAGACAAGCCGCCUGGCGUGGACCGUGGUCUCCAGUGACUGUGCCGCCACCAUGUUCAAAGUCACCAAACUCUUGAAGGGAAACGAAUACAUCUUCAGGGUCAUGGCAUGCAACAAAUACGGCGAGGGUGAGCCUCUGGAGUCGGCUCCAGUUAUCAUGAGGAAUCCAUUUGUCCCACCUGGCACACCUCGGGAGAUUGAGAUUACCAACAUUACCAGGGACUCCAUGACUGUCUGCUGGAACCGUCCUGAGACCAACGGAGGCAGUGAAAUUGUUGGCUACAUUGUGGAAAAGAGAGACCGGGCUGGCAUAAGGUGGACCAAGUGCAACAAGCGCAGGGUAACAGACUUGCGUUUCCGAGUGACGGGCCUAACCGAGGACCACGAAUACGAAUUCAGGGUUUCUGCUGAGAAUGCAGCUGGCGUGGGUCAGCCGAGCCCCGCCACACCUUACCUGAAAGCCUGUGACCCCACAUUUGAGCCUGGCAGCCCCACCAACGUCCAUGUGACAGACACCACAAAGGACUCCAUAAGCCUGGCAUGGCACAGGCCCAUAUAUGAUGGUGGCUGUGAGAUUCAAGGCUACGCUGUUGAAAUCACGAAGGCUGAUGAGGAGGAGUGGACAAUUUGCACACCACCUUCCGGAGUGAAUGUCACCAAGUUCACCAUCACCAAGCUGACUGAGUAUCAGGAAUACAAAGUGCGCGUGUGUGCCAUCAACAAGGUGGGAAUUGGGGAGCCAACCGAAGUCCAGGGCAGAGUUCGGCCUGUGGAUAAAAUGAAUGCUCCAGAGAUGAUUCUGGAUGCUGAACUCCGAAAGGGCAUUGUUGUCCGUGCGGGAGCCCCGAUGAGAAUUGGCAUUCCGUUUAAGGGUCGUCCUACACCUGACAUUAGCUGGACCAAGGAGGACAGUGACCUGCCCAGUAAAGUUGAACUUGAGACGGGAGAAGACUACACACAGCUCUCCAUCAACAUCUGUGACAGAAAUGAUGCCGGAAAAUACAUCCUUAAUCUGCAGAACAGCGCUGGCACCAAGUCUGCAUUUGUGUCUGUCAAAGUUCUGGACACUCCAGGAGCCCCCACCAACCUCACCGUCAAAGAUAUUAAACGGGAGAGUGUCACCCUGAGUUGGGAGCCUCCUCUUAUUGACGGCGGCGCAAGAAUAAAGAAUUACCUGGUUGAAAAGCGCGAGUCCAACAGGAAGGUUUACGCUAAUGUGGACAACAAGUGCACAAAGACCAGCUACCGGGUUACCGGCCUCACUGAGGGAGCAAUCUACUACUUUCGGGUCCUUGCCGAAAAUGAGUUUGGAGUAGGACUACCAAUUGAGACAACAGACUCGGUUAAGACCUCUGAGCCUCCUCUGUCAGUUGGUAAAGUCACUUUGACCGAAGUCACUAAAACAACCGCCUCGCUGUCAUGGGAAAAACCAGUCCACGACGGAGGAAGCAGGAUUAUCGGUUACUACAUCGAAAUGCAAACCAUGGACUCCGAGGAAUGGGUGGUGGCUGCCACAACCAAGACCUGUGAAGGCAUGGUCACGGGCCUAAGUCCUGGACAUGAAUAUCUUUUCAGAGUAUCUGCCUUCAAUGACAAGGGUAAGAGUGACCCAAGGCCUCUCUCUGCGCCAGUCAUUGCCAAGGAUUUGACCACGUUGCCCGGAUUCAAGAUGAGAUUCAACACUUAUAGUUUGCAAAGCGGAGAAGAUUUGAAGAUUGAAAUUCCUGUGACUGGACGUCCGGUCCCUAAAGUGGAGUGGAAGAAAGAAGGACAGGCUCUUAAAGAGACGACCAGGCUAAACGUAUCUGGCACGCCUACAUCUACAAAGCUUUGCAUCAAGGAUGCAAAGCGGGAGGAUUCCGGCAAAUAUACCGUCACAGCCACCAGCAAUGUCGGAACUGCAACCGAAGAGAUUACUGUUGUCAUUCUUGAUAAACCGGGCCCGCCCACUGGUCCUGUGAAGAUUGACGAAGUGAGCUCCAAUUAUGUAACACUCUCCUGGGAACCACCAACGUAUACUGGCGGCUGUCAGAUUAACAACUACAUUGUGGAGAAGAGAGACACCACCACAACGGCUUGGCAGAUUGUGUCUGCGACCAUCGCCCGAACAACCAUCAAGGUCAGCAACUUGAAGACUGGCGUGGAAUAUCAGUUCAGAGUGUCUGCUGAGAACAGGUAUGGAAAGAGUUCUGCCAUUGUCUCCCCACAAGUGAUGGCUCAGUAUCCAUUCAGCGUGCCUGAUGCACCAGUGGUCCCCGUUGUAACCGCUGCGACCAAGGACAGCAUGGUCGUUGAAUGGAAGCCACCCGCAAACAAUGGUGGGAGUCCCAUUCUUGGCUAUCAUCUGGAAAGGAAGGAGAAAAACAGCCUCCUCUGGACUCAACUCAACAAGCUGCUCAUCCCCGAUGCACGUUUCAAGACUGCAGAUCUGGAGGAGGGCAUUGAAUACGAAUUCAGGGUUUAUGCCGAAAACAUUGCAGGACUUAGUCCGGUCAGCAAGGUUUCAGAUAGCGCAGUGGCCCGUGACCCCAUCGACCCACCGGGUGCUCCCGAGGCCAUUGAAAUAACACGGAACCACGUAACACUUAAGUGGACCACCCCGCCGUAUGACGGAGGCAGCGUGAUUACCGGCUACCUGAUUGAAAGUAGGAAACACCCUGAUACUCGCUGGAUGAAGGCCAGUUUUACCAAUAUAAUUGACACCCAGUUCACUCUCACUGGCCUGACUGAGGACUGCAUUUAUGAGUUCAGAGUUGUUGCCAAGAACGCAGCUGGUCUGUCCAGCCGUCCCUCUCCGAGCACAGGGGAAAUAACUGCCAAAGAUGAAAUUGAGGCCCCCGACGCAACCAUGGAUUCCAAAUUCAAGGAUCUAACAGUCGUUCGUGCUGGUGAGACUUUUGUCAUUGAUGCAGACUACACCGGCAAGCCUCUGCCUGAGGUCAUCUGGUUGAAGGAUGGAAAGGAGAUUGACAACACUAUGCCAAGAAUGGAGAUCAAGACCACACUCACACGCACCGUCUUGACCGUGAAGGACUGCAUCCGAACAGAUGGCGCACACUUUGCUCUCAAACUUGUGAAUGUCGGAGGAGUCAAGAUGAUCCCAGUUAACGUCAAGGUACUGGAUAGACCCGGCCCACCAGAUGGCCCGCUAGAGGUCAAAGGUGUCACGACUGAAAAGUGCUACCUGCAUUGGAACCAUCCCUCGCAGGACGGCGGCGCCAGCAUUUCACACUACAUCGUUGAGAAGAGAGAAACCAGCCGUUUGUCGUGGACUAUGGUGGAGCCCAAGAUUCAAGCCAUCAGCUAUAAAGUCACCAAACUGCUACCUGGAAAUGAGUACAUCUUCCGUGUCACGGCUGUCAACAAAUAUGGUGUUGGAGAGCCGUUAGAAUCAGAGCCAGUUGUUGCCCGCAAUCCCUUCACUACUCCGAGUGCGCCGUCCACGCCAGAGGCCGGUGUCGUCACCAGAGACUCCAUUGUGCUUACCUGGGAAAGGCCGGAGAGCAACGGGGGAGCCGAGAUCGAGGGCUACAUCCUUGAAAAACGUGACAAGGAUGGCAUUCGAUGGAGCAAAUGCAACAAGAAGAGGCUGUCUGACCUGAGGUUCAGAUGCACGGGUCUCACUGAGGGCCACUCUUAUGAAUUCAGGGUCUCUGCUGAAAAUGCCGCCGGCGUGGGCAAGCCCAGCGCACCAACUCAGUACAUCAAGGCAUGUGAUGCCAUUUACCCACCAGGACCUCCAAACAACCCAAAGGUCACUGACCAUUCCAGCACAACGGUCUCGUUGACUUGGACUCGGCCUAUAUAUGACGGCGGAGCGCCCAUCACUGGUUACAUUGUUGAAAUAAAGGAGGCUGCGCUGGAUGAAUGGGUCAUUUGCACCCCACACACUGGUGUGCAGGCUACUAACUACACAGUGAAAAAACUGAGGGAGAACACCGAAUACAAUGUUCGCGUUUGCGCCCUUAACUGUGAGGGCGUGGGUGAACACGUAGACCUGCCCGGCAGUGUCAUCGCCGCUGAGAAGCUGGAAGCUCCUGAAAUUGAACUCGACUGUGAUCUUAGAAAGAUGGUCAACGUCAGGGCCACAGCGUCCUUGCGUCUGUUCGUCACAAUUCGAGGGAAGCCUGAGCCGGAGGUCCGGUGGUCAAAGGCAGAUGGCACUCUGAAUGAGCGUGCCCAGAUUGAGGUGACGAGCUCCUACACCAUGUUAGUAAUUGAAAAUGUCGACAGAUUUGAUACCGGCAAAUAUGUGCUAACUCUGGAGAACAUGAGUGGUUCUAAGUCGGCCUUCAUCAACGUCCGAGUCCUGGACUCACCUAGCGCACCGACGAAGCUUGAGGUGAAAGAUGUGAAAAGAAAUUCAGUGUCUCUCUCUUGGGAGCCUCCUCUAAUCGAUGGAGGGGCAAAGAUAUCUCAUUAUAUUGUGGAGAAGAGAGAGCAGAAGAGAAUGGCCUUCACCAGCGUCAGCACCAACUGUGUGAGGAACUCUUACAUGAUCUCUGAUCUGCAGGAGGGAGGCCGGUAUUACUUCCGUGUGCUGGCUGUAAAUGAACUUGGCGUGGGUCUGCCUGCCUCCACGGAACAAGUCAAAGUCUCUGAGGCUCCUUUGCCUCCUGGCAGGGUUCAGCUGAUGGAUGUGACUCGUCACACGGUCACGCUAUCCUGGGAGAAACCUGACCAUGAUGGUGGCAGCAAGAUUACAGGCUACAUUGUGGAGAUGCAGCCCUACGGAGACGAAAUGUGGAGUUUGUGCAGUGAAGUUAAAGCACUAGAGGCCACUGUUGAAGGUCUCACAACAGAUGAGGAGUACUUUUUCAGGGUUGUUGCGGUGAAUGAGAAGGGUCGGAGUGACCCCAAACCUCUUGCUGACCCCGUCAUUGUGAAGGACAUCACAGUACAACCCAUCGUCAACCUGCUGUUCAAUACGUUCAGUGUUAAAGCUGGAGAUGACCUGAAGAUUGAUGUCCCCUUCAAGGGCAGGCCGCAACCUGAGGUGACCUGGAAAAAGGACAGCCAGGUGCUGAAGCAGACCACUCGCGUCAAUGUUCUCACCUCACAAACCUCGUCUAAAAUCUUCAUCAAGGAUGCCACCAAGGAAGACGUAGGGAAAUACGAGAUCACCCUGACUAAUGCAGUGGGCACGACGACGGGUGAAAUCUCUGUUAUCAUCCUGGACAAACCGGGCCCGCCCAGUAACGUUAAGCUGGAUGAGGUGAGCGCUGACUUCGUCUCUCUGUCUUGGGAUGCUCCGACCUACGAUGGCGGAUGCCAGAUUAAUAAUUACGUGGUGGAAAAGAGAGACACGACCACAACCGUAUGGCAGAUUGUGUCUGCUACUGUUGCCAGGACCUCAAUCAAAGUGUCCCAUCUCACUCAGGGAACAGAGUAUCAGUUCCGUGUUGCAGCUGAGAAUCGAUACGGCAAGAGUCAUGCCGUUGACUCUGCUUCCGUUGUUGCUCAGUACCCAUUCGAACCUCCGGGCUCUCCCGUCAACAUUCGUGUUUCCCAUGCCAACAAGUCUGGCAUGCUUGUGGUUUGGGAUCGACCGAUCACGGAUGGCGGCAGCCCCGUCACUGGUUAUCACAUUGAAAGCAAAGACCAAAGCAGCAUUCUUUGGACCAAGAUGAACAGAGGUCUUCUGGCUGAGAGCCAGUUUAAGAUGACUGGCAUUGAAGAAGGCUUGUUCUAUCAGUUUAGAGUCUAUGCAGAGAACAUCGCUGGCAUCGGUCCAGGCUCUAAAGCCAGUGAGCCAGUGGCAGCAAGGGAUCCAUGUGAACCUCCUCGCAACCUUAAAGUCACCAACAUCACGAGGACCUCAGUCUCUCUCUUCUGGGAGAGGCCAGAACAUGAUGUUGGGACCAAGAUUACUGGCUACAUUGUUGAACGCAAAGAGGUUCCAAAUGGCCGCUGGCUGAAAUGUAACUUCACCAACCUGCAGGACACUUACUUCGAUGUCACAGGCCUAACUGAAGAUGUCCAAUAUGACUUCCAUGUUAUUGCAAAGAAUUCCGCCGAGAUGUUAAGUGUGCCUUCUGAGAGUACUGGACCUGUAACAGUCAAGGAUGAUGUAGAUCCGCCCACAAUUAUCUUGGAGGAAAAGUUCAGACAGCUGCUUGUCAUUAAAGCAGGAGAGAUUAUUCAAAUCGACGCUGAAACAACCGGGCGUCCCCUUCCUGUCGUGUCGUGGUCUAAGGAUGGAAAGGAGAUUGAAGCCAAGGCCAGAUGUGAAGUCACCACCACCAACUUCACAACUACCCUGCUCGUAAGAGAUGCUAUCAGGAGGGACUCUGGCCAAUACGUCCUGACUCUGCACAAUGUGGCAGGAACCAGGUCUGUGGCUAUCAACUGCAAAGUUCUGGAUAGGCCUGGACCUUCUUCUGGACCCUUAGCUGUGUCUGGCCUGACAGCAGAAAAAUGCACCCUGACCUGGGGCCCGCCUCAGGAGAACGGGGGCGCCGAUAUCAUGCAUUACAUUGUUGAAAAACGGGAGACGAGCCGGCUGGCUUGGACUCUUGUACAUGGUGACAUGAAGGCCACCACCUGCAAAGUCACCAAGUUGCUGAAAGGGAAUGAGUACAUCUUCAGAGUUAGAGGAGUCAACAAAUAUGGGGAUGGCGAAGCCCUUGAAAGUGAGCCAACAAAGGCCAUGGAUCCGUUCACAGUCCCCGCUGCUCCCACUAAUGUCCAGGUCACCUCCGUUACGAGCGAGGCAAUGACCAUCUGCUGGGAAAGACCGGUGUCUGACGGUGGUAGCAGCAUUGCUGGCUAUGUCAUCGAAAAAAGAGAGAAAGCCGGCCUUCGCUGGUGCCGUGUUAACAAGAAACCGGUUUAUGACCUCAGAGUCAAAGCGUCACACCUUCGUGAGGGCUGCGAGUAUGAAUACCGAGUGUUUGCAGAGAAUGCCGCCGGGCUCAGUGCUCCCAGCAUUGCCUGUCCACUCACCAAGGCGGAAGAUCCCCAGUUCUUGCCUUCCCCACCCGCUAAGCCCAAGAUCAUUGACUCAACAAAGACCACUGUGACCCUGUCCUGGAAUAGACCCCUCUUUGACGGUGGUGCACCUGUGACCGGUUACCGAGUAGAAUACAGAAACACUUUGGAUGAUGAAUGGACUGUCGGUGUCCAGAACACCAACAAUACAGAGUUCACAGUGGUGGGACUGACCCCUGGUGCAGAGUACGUGUUUGUGGUCAAGUCCAUCAACAAGAUUGGAGUCAGCGAGCCCAGUCCGGAGUCAGACAAACAGCUGGCCCAGGAACGGGAAGAAGAGCCCGUCUUUGACAUCAGCAAUGAUAUGAGGAAAACUCUUAUCGUGAAGGAUGGCAGCUCCUUCACCAUGACGGUGCCCUUCAGAGGCAAACCCAUCCCCACUGUGACUUGGAGCAAGCCCGAUGUUGACCUAAGGGUCCGUGCUGUCAUUGACACCACAGACACCUUCACCUCAAUCACUUUGGAGAAAGCCACUCGCAAUGAUUCGGGAAAAUAUACCAUCACCUUGUCCAGUGUAGCCGGUACUGCCUCCUUGACCCUCAACGUCAGAGUCCUGGAUUCUCCUGGACCUCCGGCAUCUGUCGUGGUCAAGGAUGUGACCAAGAACUCUGCGACUGUGACAUGGGAUACUCCAGAGAAUGAAGGAGGAGGGCCAGUAAAGAACUAUCUAUUGGACAUUCGUGAGGCCAGCAAGAAAGGCUGGACUCAGUUGACCGACACGUGCCAUAGGUUGACAUACAAGGUGUCAGAUCUGCAAGAGGGAGGAGUCUACUACUUCAGAGUGACCGGCGAGAACGAGUAUGGCAUUGGAGUUCCCGCUGAGACCAAAGAGGGAACCAAGAUCACAGAAAAACCAAGCCCACCAGCUAAGCUUGCAGUGACUGAUGUGACCAAGGAGAGUGUAACCCUGGCUUGGGUCAAACCAGAGCAAAGCGGAGGCAGCAGAAUUACGGGAUAUCUGGUGGAGGCGUUGGAGAAAGGCCAGGAGAAGUGGGUCAAGUGUGGCGUAACCAAGUACUUGCAAUACACAGUGUCUGGCCUGAGGGAGAACACAGAGUACUUCUUCAGAGUCCGAGCUGAGAAUCAAGCUGGAUUCAGUGAUGUCAAAGAAAUGAUCACCCCGGUUUUGGUCAAAGACCAACAAGAAUCUCCUGAGGUGGUGAUGAAGGACUUCCCCCACAACACAGUCUAUGUCAGAGCUGGCUCCACUCUCAAAUGUGAGAUUCCGCUAAUAGGCAGGCCACUGCCCAAGGUGACUCUCUCCAAGGACGACGUGAUACUUAAGUCAACCAUGAGGUUCAACUCCGAAGUCACUCCCGACAGCAUAAAGAUCACGCUGCGCGAAAGCAUCGCAGGAGACUCUGGACGUUACGAUAUCCUGGCUUCCAACUCAAGUGGCACCACCAAGUCUUUUGUCAACAUUGUGGUUCUGGACAGGCCCAGUGUUCCGCUGGGACCUGUAGAGCUGUUUGACAUCACGGAGGACAGCGUGAGUCUGAAGUGGCUCCCGCCCGCCUAUGAGGGUGGCAGCCCCAUCACAAACUACAUCAUCCAAAAGAGGGAGACGACCACGGCCAGCUGGACGGACGUCUCCUCUGCUGUGGCUCGCUGCACCAUCAAGAUCCAGAAGCUUACAACAGGCCUGGAGUACCAGUUCAGGAUUAGGGCUGAGAACAGAUAUGGAAUCAGCGAGCACCUUGACUCACCACCUGUUGCAAUUAGCCUCCCUUACACCUUGCCUGAAGCACCCUCCAUUCCAGAGGUCACUGCUGUGACCAGGGAGACCAUCACUGUAGCCUGGAAGGAGCCCAAGUCAGACGGAGGCAGUCACGUUUUUGGCUACCAUCUCCAGAUGAAAGACAAGAACAGCAUCCUGUGGCAAAAAGUCAACAGAAUGGUCAUCCGGGCCACUCACUUUAAGGUCACAAGCAUUCACGCCGGACUCAUUUAUGAGUUCAAGGUGGCAGCCGAGAACGCUGCUGGAAUCAGUGAAUUCAGCAGAGUUUCUGAUCCAGUGCUGGCAAUUGACGCCUGUGAACCGCCCACCAAUUUGCGCAUUAGUGAUAUCACCAAGAACUCCAUCAGCCUGGUCUGGCAGGUGCCUAACUUUGACGGGGGAUCCCAGAUCACGGGGUACAUGGUGGAGAAGAGAGAAGGAGUCGUUGGCAGGUGGUCCAAGGCAAACCUAACCAACAUCAAAGACACACGCUACACCGUGACUGGUCUGACUCAGGAUCAGACCUAUGAGUUCAGAGUAAUGGCCAAGAACGCGGUGGGCUCAGUGAGCAAUCCUUCCAUGACAGCUGGACCCGCCACAUGCGUUGACAACUUUGGUGCUCCAGAAAUUGAAAUACCGGCAGAGUACUUGAACGAGGUGAAGCAUAGGGCAGGCUCGGAUGUCGAACUCAAGUUUAACGUCACUGCGAAGCCUUCACCUACCAUUGAGUGGCUAAAGGAUGGAAGAGAACUCAAAGCCGGUGCCCAACUCUCCUUUAAACACACCUUUGAAUCCACAAGUCUGUUCCUGAGGGACACCUCCCGCCUGAACUCUGGUACCUAUGAAGUCAAGGUGAAGAACUCCCUGGGUUCAGCCUGUGCGGUUGUCAGAUUGCUCAUCCAAGACAGGCCAGGGCCCCCUGCUGGAGAGAUCCAGUUUAAGAAGGUGACCGCCGACAACAUCACCAUCAUGUGGUCUCCUCCUGCUGACGAGGCCGGUGCCAUGGUGACGCACUACAUUGUGGAAAAGAGGGAGACCAGCAGAGUCAUGUGGUCCAUCAUCUCGGAGAAACUUGUCGACUGCAUCGUUAACGUGCCCAGACUCAUCCAGGGCAACGAAUACAUCUUCAGAGUCCGCGGGGUCAACAAAUAUGGCAUCGGUGACCCUCUGGAGUCUAUGCCCGUCAUCGCCAAAAAUGCUUUUGUUCCUCCCAGUGAGCCAUCCAAGCCUCAAGUCUCCAUGAUCACCAGAUCAACCAUGACAGUGAUUUGGGAGAGACCAGCUCUUGAUGGAGGCAGCGACAUUGACGGUUAUUACCUGGAGAAAAGGGAAAAGAAGAGUCUCCAGUGGUUCAAGGUGGUGAAAGGCACAAUCAGAGACACCAGGCAGAAGGUCACCGGCCUUGUGGAGAACAACGAAUACCAGUACCGAGUAUGCGCUGUCAACAAGGCCGGAGCAGGGAACUACUCAGAGGCCUCUGAAUUAUACAAGGCCCAUGAUCCUAUCGAUCUUCCUGGGGAGCCGUCCAAAUUGCGUGUGGUGGACUCCACAAAGACCUCCAUCACUCUUGGAUGGGAGAAGCCUGUGUACGACGGUGGCAGCGAGAUCACACAUUAUUUCUUGGAGCAAAUGAAUGCAGAGGAGCGGGAGUGGGCGACGGUCAACCCGCAAGUUAAGACCUGCGAGUAUGUGGUUUCUCACCUCAAACCAGCAACCUACUACUUCUUCAGAGUUUCCGCUGUCAAUUGCAAGGGCAAAGGAGAGGAUAUCAAGAUGUACCAGCCUGUGCAAGCCAAGGACAUCUUGGAGGAGGCUGACGUGGACUUGGACGUUCCCAUGAGCACCCAAUAUACCGUCCGGGCAGGGCGUGAUGUGGAGGUGUUUAUUCCUCUGAAAGGACGCCCCACCCCUGGCGUCACCUGGCGGCGUGGCGAACGCAACAUUGCCGCCGACACACGCUACACCAUCACCAGCACAGAGCGCGCCACCACCCUUCUAAUUCCCAAGGUCACUCGCGAUGACUGCGGCAAGUACCUGCUGGAAAUUGAGAAUGGCGUAGGAGAGCCCAAGAUCAUAACAGUUUCCCUGAAGGUGCUUGACAGUCCGUCCACUUGCCAAAAAUUGAUGGUUAAGAAUGUGACCAGAGGAAAAUUGACUCUGAGUUGGGAGGCUCCUCUCAUUGAUGGUGGUUCACCAAUCACUAAAUACAUUGUUGAGAAGAAAGGCUCCACCAUGAAAGCGUACCAGAUGGUCACGGACGAGUGUGUCAGUACGAGCUACAAAGUGUCGGGCCUGGAGGAGGACAUUGCUUAUUUCUUCCGCGUGUCGGCUGAAAAUGAGUUUGGUGUGGGUGACGCCUGCGAGACCUCGGAGCCCGUCAGAGCCACUGAGACCCCAGGUGCGGUUAAAGACCUGGUCAUGCUUGACUCCACAAGAUCCUCCGUCACACUGCAGUGGACCAGACCCGACCAUGACGGAGGCAGCCACAUCUCUGAGUACGUCAUCGAGAAGAGAAAUGAGAAUAAUGUCAGCUGGACUUUUGCUACAACUUGUAAGCGCUGCACAUGUGAGGUGACGGGGCUGCAAGAGGAUUCUGAGAUGAACUUCAGGGUCUAUGCGAAGAAUGAGAAGGGCACCAGUGACUUCUCACAGAUUGGCCCAAUCACAGUCAUGGAUUUCAUCAUUCCACCCGAGGCGUGCCUCGGUGACUACCCUAACGGAGAGCUGGCUGUUCGUGUCGGUCAGAACAUCCACAUCGAGCUGCCCUUCAAGGGAAAACCCAGGCCUGCCAUCAGUUGGCUGAAAGACAAUUUGCCUCUUAAGGAAAGUGAGAAGGUUCGCUUCAGGACCACUGACAACAAGACCGCCGUUACAGUUAGAGGUGCCCAGAAGGAGCAUGCAGGCCAGUAUACCUUGGUUCUGGACAACAGAACGGUAAAGAACUACUUUGACAUUGAGGUAACCGUUCUUGGGCCCCCCUCUGUGCCCGUUGGCCCCAUCCACUUUGACGAGAUCAAGGCCCAGAAUGUUAUCAUCUCUUGGAAUGAGCCCAAAGAGGACGGAGGCGGUGAGAUUACCUGCUACAGCGUGGAGAAGCGCGAGACUUCCCAGGCCAACUGGAAGAUGGUCUGCUCAAGCGUGGUUAGAACGUCCUUUAAGGUUCCAAACCUGGUGAAGGGAACCGUGUACCAGUUCAGAGUACGUGCAGAGAAUAAAUACGGGGUCAGUGAACCACUCAUCUCCACAGAGGUCCUUGCUCAGCAUCAAUACAAACCCCCCGGUGCUCCUGGAAAGCCAGUAGCCUACAAUGUGACCAGCGAUGGCACGACCAUUCGGUGGGAAGCUCCAGGGUUUGAUGGGGGAUCCCCCAUUCUCGGCUACCACGUUGAGAAAAAAGACAGGAAUAGUCUCCUGUGGCAGAAGGUGAACUCCACCAUCAUCUCCAACAAAGAGUACAGGGUUAUCAGUCUUUUGGAGGGUCUAGAGUACUCUUUCAGAGUCUAUGCAGAGAACAAUGCCGGAUUCAGCCCUGUUAGCGAACAAAGCAAACACGCACUCGCUAUCUCCCCCGUUGAUCCACCUGGCACCCCAGUAUGCAUCGACGUGACUCGCGACUCUGUCACUUUGAAAUGGGACGUCCCCAAGCGAGAUGGCGGGAGCAAGAUUGUGGCCUACAGCGUGGAGAGGCGCCAAGGCAGAGGAAAAUGGCUGCGCUGCAACUUCACUGACAUCAGUGAGACCCAAUUUACUGUGACCGGUCUGUCCGCCGGAGACAGGUUCGAAUUUCGGGUGAUUGCACGGAAUGCCGUGGGCACUGUCAGCCCCCCGUCCAACUCAUCUGGAUACAUCAUGACCAAGGAUGAGAGCAUCUCUCCUGAGAUCGAUUGGUGCCCAGAUCAGAGGCUGACGCUGAGAGCUGGAGAAAAUGUCCACCUUAGCUGCAACAUCACCGGUCGUCCAGUACCACAAGUUGUGUGGUACAAGGAUGGAAAGGAGAUUGACAAGAGGACCAUGAUGGAUAUCGAGAUUACAGCUGGUAUCGGUACCAGCAGCCUGUUUGUUCGCGAAGCAGACAGGAAACACCGUGGCGUCUACACUGUGGAGGCCAAGAACAGCUCUGGUGCCAAGAAAGCCGACGUCACCGUCAGAGUGCAAGAUACUCCUGGACCAGUUGAGGGUCCUAUCCGUUUCACCGGCAUCACGGGCGAAAAGUGCUCAGUCUGGUGGAAUCCUCCGGAAAAUGACGGUUGUGCCGCCAUCACCCACUAUGUUGUCGAGAAGAGGGAGACGUCUCGGCUUUCCUGGGCCUUGGUCAACUCCAAGUGUGAAGCCUGCUCUUUCAGCGCCACCAACCUCAUCAAAGGCAACGAGUACCAGUUUAGAAUAUCUGCUGUCAACAAGUUUGGUGUUGGCAAACCACUGGACUCUGUGCCCUUCGUUGCGCAGAUGCAAUACACUGUGCCUGAGGCACCUGGUACGCCUGAUUCUACGCAUCUGACCGGCAACAGCAUCACCUUGUGCUGGACCAGGCCGAGGUCAGACGGCGGUAACGAGAUCAAGCACUAUAUCUUGGAGAGACGUGAGAAGAAGAGUCUGCGCUGGGUGAAGGUCUCUGCAAAAAGGCCGAUCACAGAGCUCAGACACAGAGUCACCCACCUUACCGAAGGCAAUGAAUAUGAGUUCCGCGUCAUGGCUGAGAACGGGGCCGGUGUUGGGCCGGCCAGUGGUACAUCCAGGCUCUUCAAAUGCAGAGAGCCGACCAGUUCUCCCAGUGCCCCGACGGUAAUCAAGGUUAUUGACUCCACCAAAUCCUCUGUCACCCUGGAAUGGACCAAACCAGUCUUUGACGGUGGCCUACCGAUCAUUGGCUACAAUGUUGACAUGUGCAAGGCCAGCCUCGAAGAGUGGCAUAGAGUAAACAGCCAGAUUUGCAUUCACAACCGCUACACCGCCAAGGGCCUGGUUGCCGGGGAACUUUACAAGUUUAGGGUCAGCGCUGUGAAUGGGUCUGGGGAAGGGGAAUCGUCAGUGAUGCCCAAUGCCGUGCAGGCUCUAGAUAGGCUAACGUCGCCUGAGUUUGACAUCGAUGCCAACUUCAAGCAGACACAUACAGUGAAAAAUGGCGGCACCGUCUCCCUUCACGUGGCUUUCCGGGGCAAACCAACUCCUCUGCCCACCUGGUCCCGAGUGGAUGGCGAACUGCCGGUGAUGGCCGAUAUUAGCAGCACGGAUUCUCACUCGACACUGACUAUUGAGGGCUGCACGCGCUACGAGGCCGGCAAGUACACGCUCUCCCUGGAAAACAACAGCGGGCGCAAGUCCAUUACAUUUACCGUGAAAGUGCUGGACACGCCCGGACCUCCGGGCGCCUUCACCUUCAAGGAUGUCACACGUGGAGCCUUAACCAUGAUGUGGGACGCCCCGAGCAAUGAUGGCGGCUCGCGGAUCCAACACUAUAUUGUGGACAAGCGCGAGGCCAGCCGCCUCACGUGGCAAGAGGUCAGCACCAAGUGCUCCCGCCAGAUGAUCAGGGUAACGGGUCUGGAUAUGGGUGUAUCGUACCUCUUCAGAGUGAUUGCCGUUAACCAGUAUGGCCAGGGGGAGCCUCACGAGAUGACCGACCCCAUCAUGGCGACUGAAGAACCUGCUCCGCCCAAGAGAGUAGACGUUGUGGACACCAGCAGUUCCACAGCUUCGCUGGUGUGGCUCAAGCCUGAGCAUGACGGUGGUAGCCACAUCAGAGGGUACAUAGUGGAGUUCAGAGCCGAGGACAAACAGCUCUGGUCUGUCGCUGGGGAGACCAAGUCCCUUAAGAUGCUGGUAGAGGGUCUGAUUGAUAACACGCAGUACGAAUUCAGAGUCAAGGCCAAGAACGACGCUGGCAUCAGUGAGCCUCAGACAACCUUAACCUCCGUGCUCAUCAAAGAGCCUCGCACUGAACCCACCGCCGAUCUCAGCAGCAUCACCAACCAACUCAUCAGCUGCAAGACCUCCGAUGCCUUCAGCAUUGACAUUCCCAUUAGCGGCAGGCCGGCACCAAAAGUCACGUGGAGGCUGGAAGAGAUGAAAUUGAAGGAGACAGACAGAGUUUCCAUCAAGAACACCAAAGAGAGAACCACUCUGGUGGUGAAAGACAGCAAGAGAAGUGACAGCGGCAAAUACUACCUGACUCUGGAGAAUGCUGCUGGAGCCAAAACCUUUACUGUGACUGUGAUGGUGGUUGGAAGACCCAGCCCUCCCACAGGCCCUGUGGUGGUUUCAGAUGUGUCCUCUGAGUCCUGCUCACUGUCCUGGUCUGAGCCCUCUGACGAUGGCGGCACAGAAAUCAGCAACUACAUUGUUGAGAAGCGUGAGUCGGGCUCGGCCUCCUGGCAAGUGGUCAACUCCAGCGUGAAGAGAACUACCAUCAAGGUCACUCAUCUGACCAAGUACAUGGAGUACACAUUCAGAGUGUGCGCCGAGAACAAGUUUGGAGUCAGCAAGUCCAUCGAGUCUGCUGCUGUGGUCAUUGAACAUCCUUUCGUUCCUCCAAGUCCUCCAUCUCGUCCGGAUGUUGUGACCGUGUCUGCCAAUGCCAUCAGCAUCAAAUGGGAUGUGCCCUAUGCUGACGGUGGUAGCAUGGUGACUGGUUACUGGAUUGAGAAGAAAGAGCGGAAUACAAUUCUGUGGGUGAGGGAGAACAAGCUGCCCUGUCUGGAUUGUCACUACAAGGUGUCCAGCCUGAUCGAGGGUCUGGAGUACCAGUUUAGAGUCUAUGCCAUGAACCUCGCUGGAAUUAGCAAGGCCAGUGAGGCCUCCAGACCAGUGGUGGCACACAACCCCGUUGAUCCACCCGGUCACCCUCAGGUGACAGACAUCACUCGCUCCUCCGUGUCAUUGUGUUGGACCGUGCCCGUCAAUGACGGCGGCAGCAACAUAGUCGGAUACGUGGUGGAGAGGAAAGUCUAUAGUACUGAUGAGUGGGACGACAACCGCUGGCUUAAGUGCAACUACACCACCAUCACGGAGAACUACUUCACCGUCACCAACCUGGGAGAGGGAGAAACCUUCGAAUAUCACGUCAUUGCCAAGAACGCUGCCGGCGUCCACAGUGCGCCCUCUGCAUCCACCGGACCCGUGACUUGCAAGGACGAAUACUCUCCUCCUCGAGCGGAGUUGGACAGCAAGUUGAUUGGCGAGACCAUCAUUGUCACCGCCGGCUCUGACCUUGUCCUGGACGGUGCGGUGGGUGGUAAACCAGAACCCACCGUUUACUGGUCCAAGGGCGACAAGGUCCUGGAGAUUAGCGAAAAGUACUCGCUGACCUACACAAGCACGAGAGCAAUGGCUGUCAUCAAGAACUGCGACAGAUUUGACACCGGCAGAUACAUCCUGACUGUCAAGAAUGUCAAUGGAGUCAAGACGGCUGCCGUCACCGUUAAAGUCCUGGACACUCCUGGGCCUCCAGCUGAUAAGAUCGUGAUCAGCAGAGUGACAGAGGAGAAGUGCACCGUGUCCUGGAAAAUCCCCCUGGAAGAUGGCGGCGACAUUGUCAGCCAUUACAUCGUGGAGCGCCGUGAGACCAGUCGCCUCAACUGGGUCAUCAUGGAGACAGAGUGCAAGAGCUUGUCCUGUGUCAGUACCCGGCUGAUCAAGGGCAACGAGUACAUCUUCCGAGUGCGGGGAGUCAACAAGUAUGGACCUGGUGUUCCACUGGAAUCAGAGCCGGUCAUAGCCAGGAAUGCUUACACGUUGCCAUCAUCACCGGGCACACCGGAGGCCACAGCCGUGGGCAAGGAACACGUCAUUAUCGAGUGGCUGAAGCCGGAAAGUGACGGAGGCAGCGAGAUCAAAACUUACCUCGUUGACAAACGGGAGAAGAAUAGCACCAGGUGGACACGAGUCAAUAAGGCGUACACCAUCUAUGACACCCGCCUCAAGAUCACAGGGCUGCUGGAGGGAAGCGAAUACCAGUUCAGAGUGACGGCCGUCAAUGCGGCAGGGGACAGCCAGCCCAGCGACGCCUCACCGUACAUCCUCCUCAGAGAUCCCACCUACACCCCAGCUCCCCCAUCAGCGCCUCGCAUCACAGACACAACCAAGCACAGCAUCAGCAUGACUUGGACCAGACCCAUGUACGACGGCGGCUCAGAUGUCACUGGCUACGUGGUGGAAAUCCUGGAGGAGGGUUCUGAGCAGUGGUACCGCGCCACAGCCAAGGCUCUCAAGACCAGCGAGUAUCUAGCCGGCGGUCUGGUCGCCAAUAAGAAAUACAGGUUCAGGGUGGCGGCUGUCAACAGCAACGGCACCGGAGAGUUCAGUGAACCCAGCGCUGAGAUCGAGCCCCUUGAGAGAAUUGAAAUGCCCGACCUGGAAUUGGACGAGGACCUGAAGAAGACUGUUUGUCUUCGUGCUGGAGGAACACUACGACUUUUUGUGACUGUUGGCGGACGCCCGACGCCAGUUGUGUCCUGGAGGAAGACGGGCGUGGAGCUGCAGAGCCGCGGCUUCAUCGAGACCACUGAUAGCUACACCAUGUUGAUAGUGGAGAAGGUUGACCGAUACGACUCUGGAAAAUACGUAGUGGAGGCGGAGAAUCCGUCAGGCAAAAAGUCUGCAACCGUCCUGGUCAAAGUCUAUGACACUCCUGGUCCUCCAGCUUCUGUGAAAGUGAAGGACUAUACCAAGGAGUCAGUUGUCAUCACCUGGGACGUCCCCAGUAUUGACGGCGGCGCUCACGUCAGCAACUAUAUCAUCGAGAAACGGGAAGCCAGCAUGAAAUCUUACAAGACUGUCACCACAGAGUGUAGAAAGACCCUGUACAGGGUCACUGGCCUGGAGGAGGGUGCGCACUACUUCUUCAGAGUACUACCGGAGAACAUCUAUGGCGUUGGUGAGCCCUGCGAGACAGCUGAGGCUGUGCUGGUAUGCGAAGUGCCAUCAGUGCCUCUGAGCCUCCAGAUCAGUGACAUCACAAAGUCUUCUGUCACCCUGCGCUGGGAGAAACCGAUGCAUGAAGGCGGCAGCAGGCUGAUGGGCUAUAUUAUCGAAGCCUGCAGGGUGUCUACAGACAGAUGGACCACAGUUGCCACCCUCAAAGCCUCCACUUCUCAAUACACUGUCCAGUCUCUGACAGAGAACGACCAGUACUUUUUCAGAAUCCGAGCCUUUAACAGCAGAGGAACCGGUGAGGCCAUGGAUAUUGUCACCCCCGUCACCAUCCAGGAAAUCAAAGUGAUGCCAAAGAUCGACAUUACCAGCGUUCCUCAGAAGAUUAUCUAUGUACCCCGUGGUAAACCCAUCGAUCUCAACUUGCCAAUUACGGCCAAACCGCAGCCUGUCUGCUCCUGGUUCUUUAAUGGCAUCCAGCUGAAGGACAGCCUGGAGCGCAUCAAAAUCGAAAGCAACGGCAAACACGUCCAUCUCGUCAUCCGCGAGACCACCAUCAAUGACACCGGAGACUACAUGCUGGAGGUCAAGAACGCCAUCGGUGUGGCAACCGAAGUUAUUAAAGCCGUAAUCCUCGACAAACCCGGCGUGCCAAUCGGCCCUAUGAAGAUCGUGGAGGUUGAUGGCCUAUCGGUGACGGUUAGCUGGGAACCUCCAGAGAAGGAUGGCGGCGCUAACAUCAGCGGAUAUGUGGUAGAACAGCGCGAUGCUCACCGCCCCGGUUGGAUCACCGUCUCCGAAUCGGUGACCCGACCGUGCUUCAAGUUCACCAGACUCUCUGAGGGAACAGAGUAUGUGUUCCGUGUCGCUGCCAUGAACCGCUUCGGCGUCGGUUGUUUCCUGCAGUCGGAAGUGGUGGAAUGCAAGAGUGCUGAGACCAUCCCCGGACCUCCGAGCAAACCGGAGGUGCUUGACGUCACUCACGAGGGCAUGACCCUGACAUGGCAUCCGCCGGAGGACAACGGUGGCUCCACCAUUGCCGGUUAUAUUAUUGAGCGCAAGGAGCCUCGUUCUGACAGAUGGCUGAGGAUCAACAAGAACCCAGUGACCAUGACCAGGUACCGCUCUUCUGGUCUGAUCGAAGGCCUGGAGUACGAAUACCGCAUCACUGCCAUUAACUCCAGAGGAACUGGCAAACCCAGCGAGACCUCUGCCAUCACUGUUGCCAUAGACCCCAUAGCGCCACCAGGUCCUCCGGUUCAUCCCAAAGUCACAGACACCACCAGAACCUCCGUGUCUCUAGCCUGGAUGCCACCUGUGGAGGAAGGUGGCUCUGUGGUCACUGGUUACUUUGUUGAGAUGCAGAAGGUGGACCAGGUGGAGUGGACCUUGUGCAACACCACACCCACCAAAAUGUCUGAGUAUACCCUCACGCACAUGCCCCAGGGAGCUGAGUACAAGUUCAGAGUCACCGCCUGCAAUGCUGGUGGCACUGGAGAGCCCGCAGAGAUUCCUGGGGUCGUCAAAGUCCAGGAGAUGCUGAAUCAUCCUGAAUUCGAACUGGAUAGUAGAUAUGAGGAAGGCUACGUCGUGCGGCAAGGAGGAGUCAUCUGCCUUUCUGUGCCGUUUACCGGUAAACCCAUCCCUACAUGCAAGUGGACCAAGGAUGGUCGCGACAUCUCUCACCGGGCCAUGAUCGCCAUCAAUGAUGAUCUGACGGAGCUCGUCAUCAAGGAGGCUCACAAAGACGACACGGGUACUUACGACCUGCUGUUGGAGAACAAAUGUGGCAGGAAAGCUGUGUACAUCAAGGUGAAGGUCAUUGGGCGCCCCGACGUCCCAGAGGGCCCUCUGGAGUUUGACGAUAUUCAGGCCAGAUCAGUUCGAGUCAGCUGGAGACCCCCGUCUGACGACGGAGGCUCUGACCUCCUUGGAUAUAUCGUGGAGAGGCGAGAAGUCCCCAAGGCUGCUUGGUACACAGUGGACGCCCGGGUCAAAGAGAACUCCCUGGUGGUCAAAGGCCUAAAAGAGAAUAUGCAGUACCACUUCAGGGUCUCUGCUGAGAACCAGUUUGGUGUCAGCCGGUCCUUGAAGUCCGAGGAGCCUGUCACCGCAAAGACACCGCUCUGCCCACCAGAACCUCCCAGCAAUCCUCCAGAGAUCAUGGAUGUGGCCAAGUCUUCAGUGUCUCUGUCAUGGGCCCGGCCCCGGGACGAUGGUGGCUCCCGUGUCACAGGAUACUUUGUUGAGAGGAGGGAGGUUUCCACAGAGAAGUGGGUCCGCCACAAUAAGACUCACAUCACGACCACCAUGUACAACAUCACCGGCCUCAUCCCCGAUGCAGAGUACAUGUUCAGAAUUGUGGCUCAGAAUGACGUCGGCCAUAGUGAGCCGGGCCCUGCAUCUGAGUCGGUGGUCUGCAAAGAUCCAUUCGAUAAACCGAGCCAACCUGGAGAGAUCGACGUCAUCUCUAUAACCAAAGACUGCAUAACCAUCCAUUGGUCGCGGCCCGACUUUGACGGGGGGAAGGAGAUCUUGGGGUAUUGGAUAGAGUUCAGGCAGGCCGGCGAAAGUGCCUGGAAAAAGUGCAACAAAGAGCGUUCCAAGGACCGUCAGUUUACCAUGGGCGGCCUAAUGGAAGCCACCGAGUACGAGUUCAGAAUCUUGGCCGAGAACGAAGCCGGGCUCAGCAGGCCUAAGCGCACACCCAUGGGCAUCAAAACCAAGUUGAGCGUCGGCGAGGCUCCGGCUUUGAAGGAAGACAUUCUCGAUGUCACAACCAAACUCGGAGAAUCUGGGACGCUGUCCUGUGGCAUCAUCGGCAGACCUCUGCCAGAGAUCAAGUGGUACCGCUAUGGCAAAGAGCUGAUUCAGAGUCGCAAGUACAAGAUGAGCUCGGACGGCCGCAACCACUCCCUCAUCAUCAUGACCGACGAGCAGGAAGACGAGGGUCUGUACACCUGCAGGGCCAUCAACGAAGCCGGGGAGAUCGAGACCAGCGGCAAACUGCGGCUACAGGCUGCACCUCAGCUACACCCCGGCUUCCCUCUGAAGGAGAAAUAUUACGCCGGAGCCGGCACCAGUCUGCGCCUCCACGUGGUCUACAUUGGCCGUCCCAUUCCCCAGAUUAUGUGGUUCUAUGACAAGAAGCCUCUGAACACGUCCGAGAAAGUGAUUAUUGAGAACACGGAGAGCUACACGCACCUGGUGGUGAGGAACGUUCAGAGGAAGACCAACGCUGGCCGUUACAAAGUGCAGCUGAGCAACAAGUAUGGCACUGCCGACACAGUGUUGCGGGUUGAAAUCCAAGAUAAGCCAUGUAUCCCCGAGGGCCCAGUGGUGGUCGAUGCUCUACUGAAGAGCUCCGUCAUUAUCAGCUGGAAGGCUCCCAAAGACGACGGUGGCGCCAUGAUCACCAACUACAUUGUGGAGAAACGCAUGGCCAAGGAGGGAGAAGUGUGGAACCUCGUGUCCUCUUCUGUCUCUGGAACCACGUGCCGCAUACCCAACCUUGUGGAGAGUGCCGGUUACUACUUCAGAGUUUCUGCUCAGAAUCAGUACGGCGUCAGCGAGCCUCUGGAGAUCCCCUCGGUGGUCAUCAUCAAGAGUCCAUUCGAAAAACCUGGCAUACCACAGCAACCCUUCAUCAUGAGCUCCUCCGAGGACUCGUGUGUCGUCUGCUGGAAGCCGCCAAUCAGUGACGGCGGCGCUAAAGUGUCCGCCUACUAUCUGGAGAAGCGUGAGAAGAAGCAGAACAAGUGGAUGUCAGUCACCACUAAGAAGAUUGUGGAGACCAGCUUCGAGGUCACAGGCCUGAUUGAGGGCUUCGAGUACGAGUUCCGUGUCAAGUGCGAGAAUGUGGGCGGUGAGAGUGACUGGAGCGAAAUCUCAGAGCCCAUCGUGCCCAAGUCCGACCAGUCCCUGCGUGCUCCUGGCUUCAGGGAGGAGAUCCGAGACAUGACUGUCAAAUACCAUGCGAACGCCACCUUUGUUACCAAGGUGACGGGACAUCCCAAGCCUGUGGUGAAAUGGUACAAAAGUGGAAAGGAGAUCCAGGCUGACGGAACCAAAAUUAAAACACAGGAGUUCAAGGGCGGUUACUACCAGCUUGUCAUCGCUGCUGCUGAUGAGAACGACGCCACAGUCUAUCAAGUCAGAGCGACCAACUCUGGAGGAUCCGUCUCCACCACAGCAAACUUGGAAGUCGAAGUUCCUGCCAAGAUUCACCUGCCAAAGGAGCUCCAAGGAAUGGGAGCAGUCCACGCUGUUCGGGGCGAGCGCAUAACCAUCAAGAUCCCCAUCUCCGGAAAGCCCGAACCAGCAAUUACCUGGCAGAAGGGCCAGGAGAUCCUCUCCAACUCUCCAUGUCACCAGAUCAUCACCACUCGCUCUUUCACAUCGCUAGUCUUCCAGAAGGGAGUACAGAAGAUGGACACGGGCUACUAUAGCAUCACUGCCAAAAACAGGUUCGGAAUGGACAAACAGACCAUUGAGGUGAGCAUCGAUGACAUUCCUGAAGCUCCCAAAGGACUGGUGGUCAGCGGCAUUUCCCGAGACUCCGUUUCACUGACCUGGGAGCCCCCUGCCAGUGAUGGUGGGAGUGGCAUCAUCAGUUAUGUUGUGGAGAAAUGCGCCACCUCUGCGGAUAGGUGGAUUCGUGUUGGACAGACGACCGACUGCAGCUUCACCGUCGUCAACAUCUUUGGCAAGGCAAAAUAUCAGUUCCGCGUUAUUGCAGAGAACCAGUUUGGCCUGAGUCCUCCCUCCGCACCGACGGAACCCAUCACCACAAAGGAGGACAAGUCUGUCAUCAGGAACUAUGACGAGGAAGUGGACGAGACCAGAGAGAUCACCAAAGAGGAGGCUCACUCCUUCAAGCUCAAGGAGCUGUACUCCAAGUACACUAUUUGUGAGGAGUUGGCUCGUUGUCAAUUUGGACUGGUUUACCGUUGUGUGGAGAAUGCAACGAAGAAGACCUUCAUGGCCAAGUUCAUCAAGGUCAAGGGGACAGACCGUGAGCUGGUUCUUCGGGAAAUUGAGGCCUUGAAUAUCGCGAGGCAUGAGAACGUCAUCUACCUGCACGAAUACUUUGAAAGUAUGGAGGAGAUUGUCCUCAUCUUGGAGUUCAUUUCCGGCGUUGAUAUCUUUGAGCGCCUUGGAACAAGCAGUUUUGAGCUCACGGAGCAGGAGAUUGUCCUCUACCUCAGACAGGUCUGCUCCGCUCUCAGGUUGUUGCAUAGCAACAACUUUGCCCACUUAGAUAUCCGCCCGGACAACAUUAUCUACACCACAAAGAAGAGCAAUCUUGUCAAGAUCAUCGACGUGGGUCAGGCUCGGCUGCUGGUACCAGGCGAAAACAUUAGAAUGCUUUUCUCGGCACCAGAGUAUUGCGCCCCCGAGGUCCACCGCCACGACUUGGUCACAACAGCCACGGACAUGUGGUCCGUGGGUGUGCUGGCCUACGUGCUGCUGAGUGGUCUCAACCCGUUUGCUGCAGAAUCCGUGACACAAACCAUUGAGAACAUCACCGCUUGUGAGUACGUCUUUGACAGUGACGCGUUUAGGGACAUCAGCAUGGAGGCUAUGGACUUUGUGGACAGACUUCUUGUCAAGGACAGGAAGCUCCGUAUGACUGCCCAAGAGGCAUUGGAGCACCCUUGGCUGAAGAUGAAGAUCGAGCACGUCAGCCGCAAGGUCAUUCGGACACUCAGACACAGAAGGUACUACCACUCUGUGGUAAAGAGGACCGAUACGAUCAUCUCGGCAGCGCGCGUUGCCUACGGCGGCGCCUUCAGGAACCAGAGAGGCUUGGCUGUUGGCAAAGUGAAGAUCGGUACCGAGUACCACGGUCUACGUGCCGGCCCGGUCAUGCACGCCUCUGCUGAGGAAGGUGGCCAUGUUCGGUUCACUUGUAGCAUUGCCAGCUUUGACCAAAGUACACAGGUGACAUGGUACUUUGGUAGCCGCCAGUUACACUCGAGCUCGAAGUACGAGAUCGCGUACAACAAGGGAUUGGCCAGCAUAUAUGUGAAGGACGUUGAAGAGGGUGACGAUGGUGUCUACAGGUGCAAGGUAGUGAGCGAUGACGGUGAAGAUAGCGCGUAUGGUGAACUCUUUGUUGCGACGGUGAGAAGCCUCAGGGAGCACUACGUCAGUCGGUCCAUCAAGAAACUGAGAAGGAGGGUCGACAAAACCGAAAUCCCGUACAAGCCUCCGGAGUUCACGCUACCACUCUACAAUCGCACCGCCUACAUUGGCGAAGAUGUGCGCUUUGGCGUCACCAUUACCGUGCACCCGGAUCCUCGCGUUACGUGGUUGAAGAACGGCGAAAGAAUCAAACCCGGAGACGAUGACACAAAGUACACUUUCCUGAGUGACAAGGGUCUGUACCAGCUGAUGAUCCACAACCUAGACAUGAGCGACGAUGCUGAAUACUCUGUCAUGGCCCACAACAAGUACGGAGAAGACAGCUGCAAGGCCCGUCUCACCGUGACACCACACCCCGUGACAGAGGAAACGAUGAGGCCCACAUUCAAGCGUCUGCUGACCAAUGUUGAAUGCGCGGAAGGGAACAGCGUCCGCUUUGAUAUCAGAGUGUCUGGAAUCCCAACUCCUUCCCUAAAAUGGGAGAAGGAUGGCCAUUCUCUCCAGCUGGGUCCAAAGAUAGUUGUCAUCCAAGAGGAUGCUGACCACCACGUCCUGUGCAUCAGGGAGACACUGCUCGAGGACUCUGGCGUCUACAAAGUGACUGCAACAAACUGUGCGGGCUCUGUGAGUUGCCAGGCAACCCUGAACGUGGACCGCCUCACGUACACCAGAAGAGAGUACAAGAGUGAGGAGGAGAAACGCCGACACGUACAGAGGCAGAUUGAAAAUACCAACAGGAUGGCUCAGAAGAUUGUCGCCACAGAGGAGAUCACUCCUCUGAAUCCGACAGCCCAAGAGGCUCUGAAAUUUGCUGCGGAGAUGUACAAGCCUGCCUUCAGCACCAAGAACGUCGAGGGCGAGUAUGACAUCACAACGGUGAAAUCGGAGACCAAGAAACUAGAAGAAGAACGAAGGAUCUUCAUGCCGUAUGAGAUUCCCGAACCUGUGGUCCAUGACCGCCGAGCUCUGGAUGAGAACAAAGCCAUUAAGCAAUUUGUCGCACUCUCUGACAUGAAGUGGUACCGCAAAUUGAGAGACCAGCAUCUGGUUUCAGAGAGAGCGGAAAGGUUUGUGGCAAAGCGACAAAGACGAAUUCGCCUGUCCAGGUGGGAGCAGUUCUACGUCAUGCCGCUGCCCAGGAUCACCGACCAGUAUAGGCCAAGAUGGCGAAUCCCCAAAAUGACUUUCGACGACCUGGAAAUUGUCAGACCCGCCCGCCGCUCACCAUCCCCUGAAUCCGAGAUAUCGUUCAGAUCUAGGAGGCGAUCUUUGGGUGAUUUGAGUGACGAGGAGCUGCUGAUGAGCGCUGAUGACUAUCUGUCCGCCAGGAGGACCGAGCAGGAGAAGAUGAUGCUGGAGGAUGAACUGGAGCUUGGCUUCUCCGCCUCCCCUGCGGUCAGUCCAGUUCGAAUUGAACGGCGUGUGGUGCGGCGUGAAGAGAGGUCUCAGGAGCUACGGCAGGAAGCUCUGGAGGUGGCGGAGACAAAGAAAAAGCGUACCGUUUCCCAGUUCAUGAGGAGAAGGCGCUCACUGUCCCCCACGUACAUCGAGCUGAUGCGUCCGGUCUCCGAGUUGAUCCGACCAGCUCGCGUGAGGCCGGCGGCUGAGGUGGAAACUGAGCUCGUAGAGAGGAGAUCCCCAACGCCAGAGAGAACUCGCCCCCGGUCUCCGAGCCCCAUCAGGUCUCUUGAGAGGUCCUCCCGUUCCUCCUCUCGGUUUGAGCGCUCUGCCCGCUUUGACAUCAUGUCCCGCUAUGAGGCCAGAAAGGCAGCUCUGAAGUCUGAGAGGACCUAUCAGGUGGUUAGUCAGUCACCUUUCAGCCUGGAUCACGGCCCCCGCGUCACCGUCAGGAUGCGCUCUCACCGUGUGCCGCUCGGCCAGGACACCAAAUUCACUCUGAACAUCCAAGCCAAGCCAGAGGCCGAGGUCAAGUGGUUCCACAACGGAUAUGAAAUCUCUGAAACCAGCAGCAAAUACAUCUUUAGCAACAUGAGCGGAGUUCUGACCAUCACCAUUCUGGACUGCCAGGAGGAGGACAGCGGCACAUACCGCUGCUUCUGCUCCAACGCCAGAGGAGAAGCCUCGGAUUACGCCACCCUGGAUGUGGCAAGCGGUGACUAUACCACUUUCUCAUCCCGGCGCAAGGAUGAGGAAGUUCCGAAAUCACUCGUCCCUGAAAUGACUCGAAUUGAUCACUACGGCUCGUCCCGCUUCAAGACCGGCUACGAAUCUCAAAGUCACUUUGAAGUGGCAGAAAGCAAGACUACGUUAUCCGAGACACGCGAAGACAUCACUCGUGAAAGGUAUGGGGCAACUUCUGAGAGGUACUCAUCUGCUGAGCGCUACGACUCGUCCAUCAAAUACGCCUCUACGGAACACUUGUCAUCCGCCUCCUCCUUCUCUUCUGAUAGGUUUGCUCUUUCUGAAAAACACUCUACAGCUGAAACUAAGUCAAAGUACUCUGCUGCCUCCGAGCAGCUUUCUGCCCAAAAGGUGAAGCAGUCUGUUGCAGCCAGAUUCCUCACUAAGCCCCAGUCUGUGACCGUUGCUGAGGGCGAGACAGCCCGGUUCUCCUGCGAUAUUGACGGAGCGCCUGCGCCCUCUGUGACCUGGGUGCACCAGGGGAAAACCAUCGUCUCCACCCACCGUGUCCAAGUCACCACCACACAAUACAAGUCCAACCUGGAGGUCUCUUCUGUUACAUCCUCUGACGAGGGCAGUUACACAGUCAUCGUAGAGAACUUGGCGGGCCGGCAGGAGGCUCAUUUCACCUUGACCAUCCGCAGGCCUAUUCCUAAAGCGGUCAAGGGCAUCAAGUCCCCAGAACCGAGUGUGAAGACACCGGAGCCUUCAGUCACAUCGCCACCGCCUGUCAAGUCCCCUGAACCGACUGUGAUGUCACCAACACCUAGCGUCAAGUCCCCUGAACCUGGUGCGAAGGCACCAGCACCAAGUGUCCAGUCCCCUGAACCUAGUGUGAAGUCACCAACACCUAGCGUCAAGUCCCCUGAGCCCUCAGUGAAGUCACCAAUACCCAGUGUGAAGUCACCAGUGCCAGGUGUCAAGUCACCAACUCCUGCUGGGAAGACACCAGGUAUGUCAAGUAAGUCUGGUAUCAAAUCCCCUGAACCCGAGGGAAUGAAGUCUCCCAGGGGUAGAAAAUCUCCUGAACCGGGACCUAAGUCACCGCCACUAAUGAAGGCGCCAGAAGCUGAGGAACCUAAAGCACCACGAGGCAUCAAAUCACCUGAGCCUGCAGAAAUUAGACCACCUACAGGCAUCAAGUCCCCAGAACCUGGCCGCAUCAAAACACAGAGAGGCGUCAAGUCUCCAGAACCGUCUGGCAUAAAGUCACCAAGGGGGGUGAAGUCCCCCGAGCCAGAGGGAGUCAAAUCCCCUACCAGAAGGAAGUCUCCACCUCCCGCGUUGUCCCCCAAGAGGGUCCUGUCGCCGCCAGCUGUCGAGUCUCCAACCCCCGAGCCGCCCAAAGUCUUGAGUCAGCUGGCGGCUGUGGCCUGUGAAGAUUCAGUCAAGAUGUCUUGUGUUUGCGAGAGCAGCGUCAAGGAGGUGACGUGGUACUGCAACGGGAGACGUCUUGCCAAGAGCAGCCGCUUUCAGAUGCAGUACUCCGAUGGUUCCUGCAGUCUCUUCAUCCACGACCUGGCCGACAGCGACCAGGGCGAGUACACCUGUGAGAUGACAUCGGAGGGAGGCGUCUCAAAGUCCUCCUUGUCCUUCACCGGACAGGUUUACCAGUCCAUUCGCAUGAAGAUCAACGCUUCCUAUGAAAAGCACUUUGCACUUAAAGGCUCCACCAGGUCGAGCUUCAAGGAGUCGUCCUCGUCCAGCUCCUCCGUGGCCGUGAAGAGAGAAACUUGCACCGUGGAAUCGUCGUCGUCGUCUUUCUCGUCGUCCUCAUCCUCCGCCCAGCGAGCCAUGAGGUCCUCCAUGAUGGAGUCCAGACCCUUUGGCAGCAUGAUGGGCGAAUUGAAGUUUGAGACCUCGUCUAUGGCCAGUGCGUCCUCCAUGGCUUCCGAGUCGUAUGCCGUGAGCUCCAGCAGCAUCUCGGAAAUGAGCUCGCACCUGACCGGAUCCUCCUUCCGGGCCAUCGGUUCGGCUCCCAGAAUCGAGGCGGUGCCCGAGGACAUCAGCAUCGAGGUCGGCAAGGUGCUGACGGUGUCCUGCGCCUUCUCGGGGGACGCCGCCCACAUGGAGUGGUCCCGCGGCGGCCGAAAGAUCCAGCUGUCGCCGGGGGGCCGCUUCCACAUCGAGACCGGCGAGGACCUGACCACCCUCAUCAUCGCCGGCGUGCGGGAAGAAGACGCCGGGACGUACACCCUCAAGCUGUCCAACGAGCUGGGAUGCGACACGGCCACCGUUCGCAUCAGCGUUCGAUCUGUGUGAAAUCCAAAAGAAAUUAACAAACAAAAAAAAACAAAAAAAAAAAAGAAACAGAUGAGCAUCAGCAAAUGACACUCCAAGCGUUCCCUUUUUCCUCAUCUUUUUAUUUAUGAUUGGACUCCACUUGUAAAUAGGAACUCUUUUUGUACCAAACGUGACAAACUCCAGUAUGGCCACUUGGUGGCGCUACUUUUGCAGUGACAUGUACAUAAUGUAUAUAGCCGGAUGUGACGGUUAUGAGGAAUGUAUGCAUCGUGAUUUGUCACGAUUAAUAUCAAGCGAAACAAAGAAACCAAAAAAGGCUUUUGACAGGAGAAAGUUCCAGCCGGAACGAAUACCCUGUUAAACGCAGAAACUCCAAACCGUGUGCCUCAACGUUACGUUGACGUCUAAGAUUGCCUCGGCAGGUAGAGCUUCUCCCUGUCGAAGUUUACUCAACACUAGACUUGGGAGGGGGGGGGAAAAAAAAGUCAACCCCCCUCACCCCACCCAAAAAAAAAA